Molecule: messenger RNA, 45557 nt
Organism: Pelobates cultripes (western spadefoot toad)
Lineage: Eukaryota; Metazoa; Chordata; Amphibia; Anura; Pelobatidae
Source: the annotation of a GenBank genome assembly
AUGGAUUCCAAUGGGAAGAAACUGUCUUUAGAAGCCAAUAAGCCCCAAAGUUUGGAUGUAUAAAGGGGUGACAGGGUGGUCUGCAUUCGGUAGUUUUACCUACCGAAUGCCAUAGGGAAACAUUGCUAUUGACACAAAUACAAAGAGGGCAUAUACAGUAAAAAAAGGCAUUUCGUCACAUGUAUAUAUAUAUAUAUAUAUAUAUAUAUAUAUAUAUAUAUAUAUAUCUAAUAUACGUGUCAUAUACCAGCGACGGAUCCAGAACCUGAGCCUGGGAGGGGCACUUGUAGAUUAUUUAAAGAAAUAUUCCAUGCACAAUAACCACUACUCCUCUGUGUAGUGGUUAUGGUGCCAGGAGUGUCGGCACCCCUUCCCAGAGUAAGUAGUCAAACCGUUUAAGAACAGUUUGACAACUUACCUGGAGUCUGCUGGGAUAUGGGGCUGUUGUAGGGUAUAGGAGCAGUGGUGCAAUGUGUGAGGGGUGCAAUGUGUGUGAAAGGUUCAGUGUGUGGGUGUGGGGGGCAGUGUGUGAAUGUGUAUGGGUGUGGGGGGCAGUGUGUGAAUGUGUAUGGUGUGUGUGUGUGUGUGGGCAGUGUGUGAAUGUGUAUGGUGUGUGUGUGUGGGCAGUGUGUGAAUGUGUAUGGUGUGUGUGUGUGUGUGGGCAGUGUGUGAAUGUGUAUGGUGUGUGUGUGUGUGGCCAGUGUGUGAAUGUGUAUGGUGUGUGUGUGUGUGUGUGGGCAGUGUGUGAAUGUGUAUGGUGUGUGUGUGUUGGGGCAGUGUGUGAAUGUGUAGACAUCCUUUGCCACUCCAGAUGUUGUGGACUACACCUCCCUUGAUGCUUUGCAAGCCUUAAUGGAGAUGUAGUAAAAAACAAAGGGAGUGUUGAAAGUUACCUACCCCUGCACUAAACCAAAAAUAUAUAAUACAGUUCCUACGCCAUAAAUAUCAUAUUUAAUGCUAUAAUAUUUAAUGCUCUCAUCCAACCCACUUCUCUCCACAGUUCCUAAUAAAUAUAUUACAAAUAUAAUUCCCUCACCCCUGUAGCUCCCUCUAGUUACAUUUCCUUCUACACAUACACACACAUUAUAUAUAUAAUAUUAAUUGGGCCACAAAUAUAAAUGUCACAAAUAUAAUCAUUGCCUCAUCUCAAAUUCCCAAGUCAGAUCUUUCCCGCCCCCCCUCCCCCUAAUAUACUUCUGCCCCCCCGCCCCAAUCGAAUACACGUCUGGCCUCCCCUUCCCCCUAUGUAAUACACUGUUGACCCCCCUCCCCCUAAUUUACUGCUGUCACCCCCCUCCCCCACUACAUUACUGACCCCCCAAUACAUUACUGCCCCCCCCUCCCCCCUCCCCCUAAAUACAUUAGUGGCCCCCCUAAAUACAUUAGUGGCCUACUCCCCUAAAUACAUUAGUGGCCUACUCCCCUAAAUACAUUAGUGGCCUACUCCCCUAAAUACAUUAGUGGCCUACUCCCCUAAAUACAUUACUGGCCUACUCCCCUAAAUACAUUACUGGCCUACUCCCCUAAUACAUUACUGGCCCCCCUCAAUACAUUACUGGCCCCUAAUGCAUUACUGCCCCCCCCUCCCCUGUGUACAUUUACUGGCCCCUCCUCCCCUGUCACAUUACUGGCCCCUAAGCCAUUUACUGAAAGCCCCCCUCUCCCUCCACAUUGCUGGCCCCCGAUACAUUAUUUCCCCAAAUACAUUACUAUUUUACUUCCCUAAAUACUGCCCCCCCCCUUCCCCUAAAUACAUUACUGGCCCCCCAAUACAAUAGGUCCCCCUAGCCCAAGCCCCUUUAUUCUUACCUUUAAAACUGUUCAAUGGUGCAGGAGGGAAGAGAGGCCGCGAUGCAAACUUGGUGGUGCCGCCGCCGCGCAGCCGCAGGAUAUGACGUCAUAUCGUCAUUUGCCGCUCACAUCCGGCGGCUGACAGGAAGUGCCUGUGCGCUCGCACAGCAAGUAGUAGCGGCCGGCGCCACGGCCGCAUAAUCCAAAACAAAAAAAUAUAUUUAUGUCUUGUGGCUGAGUGCAGCCACAUGUCAAAGCGGCCCCAGGGCUGGCGGCCUACCGGGAAAUUUCCCGGUAUCCCGGUAGGCCAGUCCGGCCCUGUUCCCAAGAGUCUAAGUAAGGGUGUGUCCAGAAGUGUGUUCCCUUGUCUGAUCUGAUGAUGAUUUUAUAAUGUUCUCCUGAAUAUUCUAAAAGUGUUGUGUACUUACUUUUUAAAGAAUUUGUUAUCACUACUUUUUCCGUGGUGGUCUUUUUGAAGUGACCAAUGGGAUUAGAUGGGUGUACCUUAUUCUAAUGACCAAUUCAAUAGAUUAUAACCAGAAGAUGACAUCAGUGCAUCACAAUAAUUGUCAUUACUAAUUCCAAUUGCCACUUUGUCUAAGGAGUUAAUUGAAAUCCAUGGCAAAAAUUACGUAAAAAUGUCUUAUCUUUAUAGCAACUAAGUCGUAGAUGGCUGUCACACUUCAAAGGGAUAGUGGUUGGUCUCAGUAGACUACCAGUCUCUUUUUCUUGCCAUAAAGUAUCUUUUUGACGCAUCUGGACUUUGAUGUCAACUCACAUCUUACAAUAGGUCUUAUAGAAAACUGCCAUUGAAAUAGACUUUCCUCAAAGUAAAAUUAAAGUACUGGUAGAGAGUAUCUCUUCUUGGUAAUUCUAACCUAUAUCUGGUUUUCUUUUUACAUUGUCCUAUUGUACAGAGCUAAGUGUGUCUGUGUUAGUAAUAUAUAUAUAUUCUAAGAGCUAAAUAUAUUUGUUUAUGCAGCGCUAGUCAUUUAUUGUACAGUGUGUUUGAUUUAGAUUUUACUAUUUCAUGCUAGAGUGAAAAUGCAGAAAAGUAAACCUUUCUUUUCAUGCAGACUGUGACUAGGACUGCAUAAACAGAAACAAAAGUGAUUUAACUCCUAAAUGAUAAAGAAUUGAGCAGUGAAACUGCAGGGGUAUUAUUUAUAAAGCAAAACAAGCUGCUUAACUAUGCUAACAUAUCUAAAGUUGUUUAGGUGCAUAGACUAUCCAUUUAACAGAGCAGGAUAUAAGACCUUCUAAAGAAAACACUAUGCCAGGGGUAGGCAACCUUUUAGCAGCACUGUGCCGAUAUAGGAUUGUGAUGUCCCGUAGCGUGCCGGUCCUAUUUUUUUUAAUUGAGGUGUGUAUGCUGCCGUAUUCUGCUUGUGUUAUUUAUACUGUAAUUGCUUUGUAUCGUUGAAUAUUUCUGCGUAUAUGAGCUAUUAUAAUGUGUAUGUUCAGGAGUAGUUUGUAGUAUCGUGUAUGAUGCAUAUGAAUGUGGGCUGUGUAUGGGGGCUGCUUGUGGAAUUGUGUGUGUGGGUGGAUAUGUCACAUUGUGUCUUUGGUAGUGUGUGUAUGUGUGGGGGCUGUUUGGGGUAUUGCAUGUGAGAGACUGCAUGUAGAGUUGUGUGCAUGUAUGUGGAUUGUUAACAGGUUACGUUUCUGUGGAUUGUGUGUAUGUUUGUGGGCUGUUCGUAUUAUUUGUAUGAGGGGAGGGUUAUUGUGCAUUUCUCUGUAUAUUUAGUAGUGUGUGGCUUCCCAGGGCUCCAGUGGGUACCAGGCUGGCCAGGUACAGGUCAAGGACAGGAGCUGCAACAGCAGCUGCAGGCUGCUCUACUACAGUGUGGAUUCCCAUUCACAAGUGCUGGGAGGAAGUGAACUGAUAUAACUUCCUUUAUGUGCUGCAAUGCAUACAUUUAGGAUUGUCCUUCACCACCUUUUUGUAUUAGCAGGUAUCUGAAGUUUUGUGAUGGGAUUCCAGCAUGGUCAAAAUUUAGUAGGCCAAAAUCUCCAUGUGGCAUAUGUGUAUGUUGUGUCAGUUGGUUAGCUACAUGUAGCUAGGAUACUGUCAUCAGUGUACUGAGCAUGUGCAGGAAUGCAGGAACUGAAAUUGCACUUAUUUCCUUUGUCUUGGAUGAGCCAUGUGGUUUGACUAGAUGUACAAGUCUAUAUUCUGCUCAUUGAUUGGUUAAAGGUAUAUGUGGGUGUAGCUAUUAAUGGGAGGAGUUAUAGUGCUAUAUAAGGAAUGUACACUAUGUGUUGGUCUCUCAGAAUUUGGAACAGGAGUUCAUCUGAGACCCGAUCGGUAAUGUGAAUAAAGGCCUGUUACUUCCUGAAGACCUGUGUCCAAUAUUUCUGUGUUUGGCUUCUGCAUGCUUACACUGCAACAUCUCUGGUGCAUUGGCAGUGGGAACCUCAUUUGCAUGGAAGCUGGCGCAGAGAUUUGAGACGGUAAACUUUUACCAAACCUUCUACGCUACAAUCCUGGACUUCUACUGCGUGGACCUCCUUUCGUCUCGGCGCCACUGGCCUUUUGUCCAGGAGAUCAUCGGCUUCUGCGCAGUGAGUCCCGGAUUGUUCCGUCUAUGAGUGAACCCAGGUCCAGAAAUUAACAGGUAAGAUUGAUACCGUUAGAGCGGUAGACCCACAAGGGGUUUUAUAUUUGGAACCGGUUAUUGGAAUCUGCCCUGUCCUGAUGGAUGGAAGAAGUGAAAAGCGCAACACUUAUCUGGAAAUUAGACGCUCUGUAGUCAGCCCGUCUAAUAUAGGUGGUUUGGGUCAGACUGAGUUCUGGUGUAAAUAGCUCAUGUCGGACACCGGUGUCCUGUCUUGACUAGCGUAUCUAGGGUGUAAAUUUUGUUCGCUAGGUCGGGGGGACCGGGAGACUAGCAUACUCUGUUGUAUAUUAUAGUUUGCUAGAUUUCACCCUAUCUUAACUAAGUGUGCUCUGUUGUAAAUCCAGCCACUAGCUUAUUGAUAGUUUAAUAGACUAGCUGGGUACUGUGUAAAUUCUGCCCUCUAGUUCGCUAUACGUGGUGUCUGGGCAGCGAAGAACUUAUCGAAUCUCUGGUGUAUAAAUAGAUCGAAAGCUCUCGAGGUGCUGGCCAGUUAGAAUAGUUGGGAUUAUUGUAAAUGUUGUUAAAUAUAUUGUAGUUGGUGAAUUGGUUAACUUGUAUGUCCUACUAGAAAGUUAGAGCUCUGCUGUCUAGUGGGAGUGUAAAUUGUGUGUAUAACUGUAAAAUAGCGCACGGUACCAUAACUACUGACAUGUACCAUAACCACUGACAUUGUGUAAAAAUUACUAACAAUUGCUGUUUUAUGUUAUAUGUAUAAUACCAUAACUGUUACUAACUGAUCUGUGACUUUAAAACUGUAUUAUAACCACUUACUAACUGUACCAUAACCACUGACUGUAAAGAUGAGGUUACUAGAAUGUGAUAUAGUUGGUUAGUCAAAAGUUGAUUUAUAGUACGGAUAAUUGUAGAGAUGAAUUUGUUGAAAUGUUAUGUGAUCGGUUAGUUUAUAUGGAUUAAUAGCGUGGAUAGUUGUAUGGUUUGAAUAAUAGUUACAUUGAUAAGUGUAUAGUCUUUGGUGGGUUUUUGAUUUAAUUUCGUGUGUGCGACGUCGUGAUAUUGUUGAGCAUGUGAGGAUCCUGUGUGUGUGUUUGGGCCUAGUGACUGCGCAAUGUGUUGCUGGUGAUAAGGAGAUUGGUGUGACUGUUGAAACUGUGGUGUAUAUUUGUACAGCUUUUUGAAUCAGACGUUCUGUUGCAAUGAUCUUCUGAUUCACUAGGCUGUUAGUCUUUUGUCUUGUAUGUUUUCAAAAAAAAAAAAAAAGUAGGGAGUAGCCUGUCCUGGUGGCCGCAUGGCCUCCAUGUAGCAGUCUUCACUUAAAUUUAGUGCAGGGUGUACAUGUGGCUGUAACUAGUAGGCUGGAAUUCUAUGAUCAGUUUCUAUAUAUUGACUGUUGGAAACUGAUUGUUGAAAAACUGCCUUGGUGAAUUAAACUGUGUCAUAUGAGAAACAAUGUAGCCAUAUGGUGGUCAGAACUAAGGCCUUGAUUACAACUGCUUUGGACAUCCCCUCCCCCCUGGCAUCUGAUUACCAACCCCCCAAACAUCCUCUAGAGCCAGAUUAGCCACGCCCCUAUUCUUCUUCCCAAGCUAAAAACUGGUAUAUAGUCAGUAUUUGCACUCCCCCUGCUCUACUGUCCCCGCCUACCCACAUACCUAUCUGUUCCUGUGUUUCAAACUCUUGUAUUUCUGUACUACCCCUCCCCCUAAUCAAUGAUCAAUGGCAUCAGAUGGUAUAUUGGUUUUUUUUAGUUACUGGAUGGGCCCCUCCCAGCUUUGUCCAAAAUGUCCCCUUUUUACUAAAAUACAAACUGAAAUGUUUAAUUUACCUUAGAACUAAAGAUUUAAUCAAGCCUAGAUAUCAGGGUGGACAUUGAUUAAAAUAAGUAAUAAUAAAAUAGGACAUAAUUAAUUAAAGUCUAUUUGUUUCAUUUGACUUUAGGGAGGCACUCUAGGCCACCUACUGGCCAUCUUCGGGAGUUACAUUGAUAAUACAUUGUUUAUAACAGAUAGAUGUAGGAUUGCUUACCCUAUUUUAAUAUAUUUAUUGCUAUAAGGUUUUAUUUUAUGUAUAAAUAUAUUAAAAGUUGAGUUUUCUUAUUAGACCCAUAAAGAUUAUUUUGAUACAAUUACCCUCUGGUGACACCUACUGGUAGGUUUUUGGUUUAACACUUUAAACAAAAAGUUUUUUCAUCCACCAAAUGCUGACUAAUAAAAUUAGCUCACCCCCUUACACCUAUCUUACUACUCCCAGACUGGAACCUAUUAUUGAGCAGCCUUGCCGAAGUCCCAUAUUAGAUACUGCUUGAGUCAAAUAGAUUGUACACUCCUUUCAAUCCUGAAGACCCUGAAAACUUCCGAAUGAUAGACUCAGCAUUUGUCAGCCAGGCCCAAGGUGAUAUUAAAAGGAAAUUACAGAAAUUAGAGGGAUUUGCAGGGAUGUCCAUAUUACAGCUAAUGGAGAUUGCAAAUAUAGUAUAUAUGAAUAGGGAGACGGAGGAAGAAUGUAAAAUGAGGAAAAAGGCAGAUAUGCUAGCGGUAGCUAUCUUAAGUGUAGAAAGACAGGGAAGUGAAUAGAGGAGACGAGAAUAGGCUGAGCAAGGGACCUUUAAGUAGGAAUUAAUGUGCGUAUUGUAGAAAGGAGGGACAUUGGAAGAGUGAGUGUCCACAGAGAGAGCAGUAUGAAGGUGAUAGACAAGGAGAGAGAAGGGUACGAGGAGGUUAUAGUGGUAGUUAUAGAGUAAGAGGAAGUUUUAGAGGGAAUGAUGGGAAUAGUAGAGGAAGUGUUCAAGGAGACAGAUACUAUCUACCCACGCAGAGACCUAGAGAAAGAGAGGAUAGAGAUUUUGUGGGUCUGGCUGACACUAUCAUGGAAGACUAUUGAUACCGACCGGGCUCCAUCCCACUUGGUCGAGCGGAGCCUAUGGUCGAUGUAGCAAUAGGGGGAAAGAGAAGUUCUUUCAUGAUCGACACAGGUGCUGAACAUUCUGUGGUGACUAAGAUGGUGGCUCCGCCUUCGGGGAAGACUAUAACUGUGAUAGGAGCUACUGGGAGAAGUGCAGCUAGACCGGUUCUUAAGAGUCGCACUUGUAUUCUGGGAGGCCAUGUGGUGAAGCAUUAGUUCCUAUAUAUGCCAGAGUGUCCGAUUCAACUUUUAGGACGAGAUCUAUUAUCGAAGCUUUAAGCUCAGAUAACCUUUUACCUAAUGGAUUAACAUCUCUGAAGUUUAAGGGAUUACCAGGCAUAAUGGCGAUAUCGGUGCCAAGGGAAGAAGAAUGACGCUUCUAUUCCAUAGUGACAAGUGUUAACCCUAAGAGUGAUGAAUCCUUACUUGACAUUCCAGGAGUAUGGGAAGAAAAUAAUCCUCCAGGACUUGCUCGUAAUAUCCCACCAAUACAUAUUGAGUUAAAGCUCGGGGUGUAUCCUGUUAGCCUUUGUAUGUUGUUCUUUUAUCUACCCCAACAGCUGUAAAGGUGGCGGAAGUGACUCCUUGGAUUCAUCAUUCUAAGGUUAAACCAGCAGCAGACUCUUGGCAAGCUACUCCAGAUCCUGAGAAUCCUUGCAGGACCCGGUUGAAGCGUGCAACUCAGUCGGAGUGACGAGGGGAUAUCGAGACAUUCUAGUUAAAAGUCUACAAAGAUCAUCAAGUAGGUGUUUUGACGGCCAUAAUAAAGCCUGACCACCUGCCUACGUGUCAUAGCCAGAGUAUCUUGAAGGGAUCUCUGUGAAGGAAAGUGAGGAUCAGAAGAACAACAUCCUUGCAGCCCUCACAAUCGGGAAGCUGAGAGGCCAUCGCACGGUCGAAGAAAAAUGAGGAUUUCAGGAAUAAUGUGUUUUAUUGUGUCUUAGUAUUUUUAUGAUUUUUCAGGAAGGUAGGAGUACAGACAUACCGAAUUGCGAUAGUUGCAUUAAGACUACUAAAACAGGUAACCAAAUAUCCCAAACUCUCAUCUGGCACUCAUAGUAUGAAUGUAAGGGAUCUGUAUCUAAAUGUAGAUAUUUGGAUAUUGAUUAUAGUGUGUGCAAGCCAAUAUCAGGAGAGUCUAAAUGUUUUGAUCCCCAUUUCCAACCCCGUACAAUUUGGUUGGUAAUUCGGAAUAGUAACUCCCAGGGGACAUUACUAAAUAGGACUGUGAUAAGCACCAUACAUUCCACGGGUAUUCUACUAUUUGAUGCAUGUAAGGCGAUUUCGGGUAGUGGAAGACUUUGGAAUGUAUGUGGUAAUCUUAAAUGGGAACGAACUUAUGGGUUUAAUGAUAAAUACUUAUGUCCCAGUAAAAGAUCUACUGAUCCUGAUUGCCCAAAUAGAGACUAACUUCUGCCCCUAUUUGUCAUGUGUAGGUUGGGCAACCUGGGAAAAACAGUGGAUCAAGAUAUGAUUAUCCAAAGGUUGCCUACCACACCAUACUGUAAAACUAUGUGUGUAACCCCGUUCACAUGACCAUUUCCAAUCUGCAGUACUUUAUUGACAGGUUUGGAGGUCUGUUUGGGUUCCAAAUAUAUGGCACAGGAGUAGAUUCAGGAACAAUAAUAUAUGUAGGUCUUGAAACUGAGACAGUGGCAACUCAAACUCAUCAGGUUUCUCAUUCCUUCUAUGAGGAGAUGAGUAUUGAGGAUAAAAUUCCCUAUAAUGUUAACAAUCUAUUUAUUGAUUUGGCUGAGGGUAUUGCAGGUAGUCUUAAUGUAACUAAUUGCUAUGUGUGUGGAGGUACUAAUAUGGGAGACCAGUGGCCAUGGGAGGCAAAGGAAAUAUGGUACCCUGGCUCUGAGACAUAUGAACAACAGAUACCUUUCCAGUCUGAUCAUCAAGUAAGUACUAGAAGUAAAUUGGAAUGGUGGUUAAAACCCUCCAUUAUAGGUCAUGUUUGUAUAGCCAGGAAAGGGACAAUGUAUAACACGUCUGUAGGUGAGCUAACUUGCUUGGGACAAAAAGCCUAUAAUGUUAAUACUAAAAAUACUACUUGGUGGUCAGCUUCAAAUGUCUCGGAACCUACUAAUCCGUUUGCCAAUUACACUCAUUUAAGGGAGGUAUGGUUUGACUUAUCGGCUACAUCUAGUUGGAAAGCCCCAGCAAAUUUAUACUGGAUUUGUGGUAAGAAAACUUAUUCGGAGUUACCACAAGAUUGGGAAGGGGCAUGUGUAUUAGGUAUGCCAAAGCCAUCCUUCUUCUUGUUGCCAAUCGAAACAGGAGAGACCUUGGGAGUUAAGGUUUACGAUGUAAAUCAUAAAAGGGAGAGAGCAUCCUUGAAUAUAGGUAGCUGGGAAGAUAAUGAGUGGCCCCCUCAACGUAUUAUUAAUUAUUAUGGACCUGCUACUUGGGCAGAAGAUGGCACUUAUGGAUAUAGAACUCCGAUUAUAUAUGCUCAACCGCAUUAUUAGACUACAGGCGGUAGUUGAGAUUAUUACUAAUGAGACAGCUCAAGUGCUUAAUCUUCUAGCUAAGCAAAAUACCAAGAUGUGAUCAGCCAUAUACCAGAAUAGGCUAGCCCUUGAUUACUUACUAGCAGUUGUCUGCACAUAGAUGAUGAAGGGCAGGCAGUGGCUGAACUUACAAGCCACAUGGUUAAAUUUGAGCAUGUACCUACUCAGGUCUGGAAUGGGUAUAACCUAAGUAGUUGGUUUGGAAGUUGGUAUGAGCAGCUUGGAGGAAUUAAGACAUUAGUAGGAGGAGUAGUGUUUAUCAUAUUCUUAUGUCUUUUCCUGCCCUGUCUAAUUCCAUUAGUGGUAAGGUCCCUACGUAGUAUUAUAGAGAGUACUAUAGAGAGAAAGACAGCUGCCCAUGUAAUGGCUAUCUGGAAGAUAUGAUCCCCUAGCCCGAAGAGAAUAUAUUCAGGAUGAAGAAUGUUGAAGGAGUUCUUAAGAUGCUUACAAGGUCUACUCUGGUUCAAUGGCUACUUGAGAGAUGUAGGUAAAACUGUGAUUGGUGAUGCAUCUGGAAUAAUGUUAUAUCAGAGGCAUCAAAGGGGGGAAUGUGAUGGGAUUCCAGCAUGGUCAAAAUUUAGUAGGCCAAAAUCUCCAUGUGGCAUAUGUGUAUGUUGUGUCAGUUGGUUAGCUACAUGUAGCUAGGAUACUGUCAUCAGUGUACUGAGCAUGUGCAGGAAUGCAGGAACUGAAAUUGCACUUAUUUCCUUUGUCUUGGAUGAGCCAUGUGGUUUGACUAGAUGUACAAGUCUAUAUUCUGCUCAUUGAUUGGUUAAAGGUAUAUGUGGGUGUAGCUAUUAAUGGGAGGAGUUAUAGUGCUAUAUAAGGAAUGUACACUAUGUGUUGGUCUCUCAGAUCUUUUGGAACAGGAGUUCAUCUGAGACCCGAUCGGUAAUGUGAAUAAAGGCCUGUUACUUCCUGAAGACCUGUGUCCAAUAUUUCUGUGUUUGGCUUCUGCAUGCUUACACUGCAACAGUUUCACUGGGACUCCUGACAGGCCAGAGCCUGUUUGGCUCUAGCAGCCUUGAGUGCCGUGCAAAGACACCUUGAGUCCCGUGCAUGGCACUAGUGCUGUAGGUUGCCUACCCCUGCACUAUGCUGUAAUAUCUGAUAAAAAAAAACAACAACCCAAGGUUGUGUGGGUCACAGCCAAUGGUAGUGUAAUUUAGCAUUGAUACAUUGUGGGUAUGUUCUAUAUAUUGUUAUAAACUGCUUCAUUAAGCUAAAGUUGCUAUGUAGAUUAGUGUCCCUUUAAUACUAUAGAAGGGUGGUCCAGACCUGUACUGUCCAGAGCAGAAAUAGGCUUUAAAUACAGGCUGGAAUAAGCCAUAAGGGCUGAGCAAUGGGUUUUAUGGGACAGGGAGUGGGUGGAAGAAUGAGUCCCAGCUCCCAGUCAGUUAUUAAUUUACAACCCUGGAGGUUUUGGCAAAUGCCCAUUAUAUCCAAGUUGCCAGUUUCCAAAUGCAUCAUUGACUACAUUGAAAAAUGUGAUUAGGAAUACUUUCUGUAUGCUCAAUAUUUCCAGUAAAAUGUAGAUUUGAAUUAAAAUAUAAAAGCGGAUGUAUAAGCUUUGUGCCAUUGAUUUUGUGUCUAGUAGGAAUUAAUGAUUAAUUGGUUUAUAUUUUGUAAUUUAUUUUUUCAGCCUCAUUAUUAAGACAGAAUUUCUGCCGAGGAAGUUUCGCGGAUAUAUGCUGCCUUUGUCAAUGGUAUUUUGAAAUUGUUUUCAUCGUUUUGGAGCAUUACUACAUUCAAAUACUUACUUACCAAGACUGUAUAACAUGUUUUGAACCUAUUUUUAUAUUAUGUUAAAGGAGCACACUAAGAUCAUUAACACAAAAGUGUAUUCCUGACCCUAUAGUUUUAAAACCACCAUUUUAAUGAGUAGAAGAAGAUGAGCCUUAUUUUGUUUUAUCUUAUUUUGUUUACCUACAGCUCUUUUGGUUGGCUGGGUCCUUAUUAAUCAUUGGAUUGGGAUCUGUCACCAUUCCCACUUUAGGCUGGCGCUGGCUCAUUCGAUUUGCAUCCAUUCCAGGCAUUAUACUUAUCACCGUAUUUAAAGUAAGAUAUUGGCAUCACACAUCCUCUCUAAUGGUGUCUUUCUAUUUUGUUAUAUACCUGUAUGUUAAAUUAAAAAUUACCAUUAUGAUACCUGAAAAAAUUGACAAAAAAGGGAAUGGAAUCACCCUGGAAACUACCAGAUUUAUCCUGGAUUUGUCAGCUUGUGAAAGGGAUACUAUAUGCAUAAAAACAACUUUGGUUUUUUAGCUUAAUGAAUCAGUUUUGGUGUAUAAAUCAUGCCCCUGCAUUUUCACUGCUUAAUUCUCUGCCAUUUAGAAGUUAAAUCACUACAAACAACAAAAACAUAACAAGCUGCGUCUAAUGAUAUACAAGAAAUAAAUGUGCUUGGAAAAUUAUGAAAAGGUCCAAGAAACACAGUCCAAAAGUUCCACUUAUCACCAGAUAUUUUUUAUUGAGCUGGGAGAUAUUUACUGUGACAGAUCCCUCUGUCUUUGAACUAUAGUGCUUUCCCGGUGGAUUCGUGUAAUUGCCUGUCCAUACUUCCCCGUUCGUUUGUUUGAUAAUCUACCGAACAAACUGCCGAACGGCCGGCCACCCAGAAGAGGAGUGUGCUGCUGGUUAACCUAUUGGCCCCAAUUCGAACGUUGUGGUUAACCGCAGACACCUCCUAAUUGAAUCAGUAUGCUGGGUGGUUGUCGUUCGUAUGCUGACCACGAGGCAGCGGCCAUCUUAGAUGCACUAAUACACAGCAGUGUUCAUCAACAAAGUUAUGGAACUCAAAACGGACACUUUUUCUCCCGAACCCCGCUGAAAACCGCCGACCUCCAUUCUUUGUCAUCCGGCAUACGAACACCGGUCUGUUCGAGACUUUUUAUUUCACAAAUGGACUUAACCCAGAUAGCCAUCCCAUGGAGCCCUUCGUAUACCAAAAGAACAGUAUGAAAGACUUUGGCUCCAUGGCGAUUGAACUAUGUGUAUUGGAUCUGAGCGCCGUUCGGUAAUAAUGUGCGCUCAGAUCUAGGCUAUCUGGGGAUAGGUUAUAUGUGUGGAAUGCAAUCAGUAGUUUUGAAGUUAGGGAAUUUUAUGUAUUUGUACUUUAUUAUUUAAAAUGGCGUUUUGCCUCUAUCCAUGGAGAUAAUUGGAUUUCUUCCUAAUUAUCUCCAGGAUAGAGAGGAGGGGUUGCUUGUACAAAGGGGAGGGUUUAUGUCUGAGCCAUUGUGAUUGGCUAAUGUAUCAUACUUGUCCCAGUCUUCCAUCUGGUCCCCUAGGAGAGUGUCCACCAGGUGGGAGACCUGCAUAAAUACCGGGCAGGUAGCCCUCAUUAAAGCAGAUUCCUGUUUUACCCUCAAGACAGAGCUUGGUCUCGUGUUUGGGGGGAUUGCUACUUUGGAGUAUUCUUUCGCCUGUUCAAGGAGAGGAGGAGUUCAUAUGAUUCUCUGUUCGGGAGUCUGGAGCAUUCCCUUAUAUUCCGUUCGGGAGUUUGGCGGUCUACAGCAACGGUGCCUGUGUCUCAAAGGGGGAAGAUCUACUAAACGGCGGUUUCAAUCAUUUAUGCUGGGAGUGUCUUAACAUUUACAUAGGUACAUAUAAGAAAAUAGAAAGGAGAACCAAUAGUGUAGAGGAGCAUACAUAUCCAUAGGUGGGAAUCAUACCACUGCAUGCACUUUAUAAUGGAGCUGGUUCUAAAGCUCCUUCACAUGUGAGUGGGCGUUAAUACACUUCUCUGUUGUGUGUCCUUCUCGUUUCAAGAAAUACUACACUAUUGGUCCUCCUUUCUAAUUUCUUAUAUGUACCUACAGUAUAUAUUCGAGUAUAAGUCUAGUUUUUCAGCACAUUUUUUGUGCUUAAAAACCCCCACUCGACUUAUACUCGAGUCACUGUCUGUAUUAUGGCAACUUAGAGAGCCGCGGCUGUCAGAGCCAUGGCAACGAUCCGCGCGGCAACCAGACCGCGAGACUUACAGUGGAGCUGACCGGAAGGGAGGAGAAGGGAGCUGACGGGAGCUGCAGGAAAGGUAAGUAAAUGCUUCCUGCCGGCCCCCCCACUUCACAGCCCAUGCCACUGGACCAGUGUGCAUUAUAUACACACUCUGCAUUAUAUACACAGAGUGUGUGUAUAUAAUGCAGAGUGUGUGUUUGUAUGUGUGUGUGUAUAUAAUGCAAAGUGUGUGUUUGUAUGAGUGUGUGCGUAUAUAAUGCAGAGUGUGUGUUUGUAUGAGUGUGUUCGUAUAUAAUGCAGAGUGUGUGUUUGUAUGAGUGUGUUUAUAUAUAAUGCAGAGUGUGUGUUUGUAUGAGUGUGUGUGUGUAUAUAAUGCAGAGUGUGUGUUUGUAUGAGUGUGUGCGUAUAUAAUGCAGAGUGUGUGUUUGUAUGAGUGUGUGCGCAUAUAAUGCAGAGUGUGUGUUUGUAUGAGUGUGUAUAUAUAAUGCAGUGUGUGUUUGUAUGAGUGUGUGUGUGCGUAUAUAAUGCAGAGUGUGUGUUUGUAUGAGUGUGUGUAUAUAUAAUGCAGAGUGUGUGUUUGUAUGAGUGUGUGUGUAUAUAAUUAUAAAAAUCACAGAAUUUCAUAGCCCCAAGUUUUACCCUCGACUUAUCCACGAGGCAUUGCAUAUUUCACAAUUGUUGGUCACAAAGAUGCACUCGACUUAUACAUGAAAUCGACUUAUACACGAGUAUAUACGGUAUGUAAAUGUUAAGACACUCCCGGCAUAAAUGAUUGAAAGUCCUCUGAAAAAGCCUUUUCCAAAUAACCAAUCAGAGGCCAGAGUAGCAGAAGUAUAGAAUCAUGUCUUUAUUGCAAUAGAGAAAGAAGCAGUCCAAACUGAUUCUUAGAGGUAGAGAACUUGGCAUUUUUCAUAUAUACACAUAAGAUAUCAGUUACAAACAAAGGAAUGUUUAAUUACUGUGACAAAAGCUCCUUCCCACAAAAGUUUGCAACCGACUAUGUGUCUAGGUCGGAGACCCCGUUCGGGAGUUAACCUUCCCAGCCGCCAUUAGCAGCUUUCCCUCGGUGCCCCUGGUUCAGUACUUUCCCUUCAUUCGAAUGGAAUCGAACACUUGCUCCCUGGUGGCUGUUCGCAUGAACCAAACCCAGGAAUGGUCCUCAGCGGUCAGGGCAGCCAUCAGGCAAAGCACAAGGUCUGGGCCGCCCCUCACCCCCCAAGCCCCGCCACGAGUCCGGCCACAGGACUCCUACCUAGUCUGCUGACAAUGAUGCAGGACUGAAUGUGGUGUGUAUAGUGGAAGUGAAUUAGAAUGUGUGUAAUGGAUGUAGUGUUUGUGUGUAUUAGAUACUGUUUGUGCAGUGAAUGCAGAGUGUGUGUUUGUGUAGCAGAUGCAGUGUGCAUAGUGAACGCAGAGUGUGUUUGAGUAGUGGAUGUAGUGUGUGUACAGUGAUGUAGUAUGUGUUUGUGUAGUGGAUGUAGUGUUUGUGUGUACUAGAUGCAAUGUGUUUAGUGGAUGCAGUGUCUGUAGGGAUGCAGUGUGUGUAUUAGACGCAGUGUGUCUGUAUAGUGAAUGCAGAGUGUUUGAAUGUGUGGUGGAUGUAGUGUGUGUACUGUGAAUGCAGGAUGUUUGUGUAGUGGAUUAUGUGUGUAUAGUUAAUGCAGAGUGUAUGUCAGUGUAGUUAAUGCAGAGUAUGUGUUAUUGUAGUGAAUGCAGAGUGUGUGUCAGUGUAGUGGAUGCAGUGUGUUAGUGUAGUGAAUGCAGUGUGUUAGUGUAGUGGAUGCAGAGUGUGUGUCAGUGUAGUGGAUGCAGUGUGCUAUUGUAGUGAAUGCAGAGUGUGUCAGUGUAGUGGAAGCAGUGUGUUAGUGUAGUGAAUGCAGAGUGUUAGUGUAGGAAAUGCAGAGUGUGUCAGUGUAGUGAAUGCAGAGUGUGCUUUAGUGUAGUGGAUGCAGAGUGUGUGUUAGUGUAGUGGAUGCAGAGUUUGUGUCAGUGUAGUGGAUGCAGUGUUUUAGUGUAGUGAAUGCAGAGUAUGUGAUAGUGUAGUGGAUGCAGAGUGUGUGUCAGUGUAGUGGAUGCAGUGUGUAUUAGUGUAGUGAAUGCAGAGUGUGUGUUAGUGUAGUGGAUGCAGUGUGUUAGUGCAGUGAAUGCAGAGUGUGUGUUAGUGUAGUGGAUGCAUUGUGUUAGUGUAGUGAAUGCAGAGUGUGUGUUAGUGUAAUGAAUGCAGAGUGUGUGCUAGUAUAAUGAAUGCAGAGUGUGUGUUAGUGUGGUGAAUGGAGAGUGUGUGUUAGUGUAACGAAUGCAGAGUGUGUGUUAGUGUAGUGAAUGCAGAGUGUGUGUUAGUGUAGUGAAUGCAGUGUAUGUUAGUGUAGUGAAUGCAGAGUGUGUGUUAGUGCAGUGAAUGCAGAGUGUGUGUUUACUAGUGUAUGCAUGUUGUGCAAAUGGAGCAUUUUCCCCUCCCCCUACAUUAAAUGUAAUAACUGUUAUUCCCCCCUCCCUGCUUCUUACCUGGGAGAGGGAAGAGCUGUAAAGUACUGCUGCAGUCUGCUGGGCCCCCCGCUGCAAAUACAUGAAGCUGGGGGGCCGCGGCUGCAUAUAUAUAUAGCAAUCAUCGCUUUAUAUAUGUGCAGAGAGGGAAUGUGGGGCCCAGGACUGCCGGGCCUGUGCCAACCGUCAUGGUUGUCACCCCCUGAUGGCGUCCCUGACAGCGGUACUUGGCUGCGACCGCUAUGGAACUAAUUUCAGCAUGAGGACUUCGUGGUUCCUGGUCACCUUAGUGGUACUUAGCCGCUAAUGCUAUGGAACUAUUUUUGGCUAGGUGAUCUUGCAGUUCCCGGACAACUUGGUCCGGGAUUUUGAACCACUUUGCGACCCGCCAUGAGAGUGCUUUUUGGAGGGAAGGGGAACAAACACUUCCAGGCAGCGCACCCCAUAUGGCGGCCGCAGGUGCUCCCGUAAGUUAACCGGCCAAAGCACCAAACGCUCUGGAACUAUUUGGGACAUAGUACCACGUGUGCAGCCGGUCAGAACUUUGUCGCGGUGGCAUUUCCCCAACACUGCAUGGAUCAGAGUGCUAUUUGGACAACGUGGGCACUCAGAUCAGGGCUGUUUGGGGAUUUAGGACAAGUGGGAUUAUUGUAUGUUUAUAUUAUGUUUUGGGGUACUUUUAUGUUUUAUGCGGCGGGAGAGAGGACACUGGCUGUAGUGCAUAGAGAGUGAGAUACUGGGGCUGGGGAAAAAUGUCAAAGCCUGCAAGGCAUUACAGGGAUACUACAGUGUUAGGAAUAAAAAGCUGUAUUCAUAAUACUAUAUCUCCCUUUGCCUCCCCCCUCUCGCCCCUUUAUUUACUCACUUGACUACAGCGUUGAUGUCCCUUGGUGCUGAGUGAGUGCUCCACCUCCUUUAACAUUAUCUGACGGGGGUGGGGGGCUAAUGUGCAUGGGUGGAAGCGUAUUAGGCUCUCCCCAUAGAAAAGCACUGAAUCAAUGCUUUACUAUGGGGGUAUAACUGAUGCUCAGGGGUGUACCUAGAGCAUCUGGCACCCGGGGCGGAUCCUGUGCUUGGCACCCCCCCCCCAAAAAAAAAAAAUCUGUAAAAAAUGUUAAAAGUUUUCUUUCUUUUUUUUUAUAUAAUUUGUAAACUUUGCAGAACCGCUGUCAGCCCCUCAUACAAAACCCUUGUCCUGCCCCCCCCUCCUACAAAACCUCUGUCCUGCCCCUUCUACAAAUCCUGUACUGCCCCGUCUACAAAACCUGCGCAACCCCCUUCCACAAAUCCCCUGCUUAUAAAGACUCCUGUCCCAAUACAAAAACCCCGCCCCCUUCUACAAAAUCCCUGCAGCCCCACACACACAUUUACAGGCAGACAGUCUAACACUCAGUUACAGGCAGACAGUCACACACAGUUACAGGCAGACAGUCACACGCACACACACAGUUACAGGCAGACAGUUACACACAGACAGUCUCACACUCACACACACACACAGACACACACUCUUACUUACAGACAGUGGGAUGGAGGAGGACUGGAUUCCCUGAAGUCCUUCUCUGAAGCCUGUGGAGAAGCAGAGAUUCCAUCUUGCUGCACCUCCUAACAGCAGUGGGUAAGGGCCAUAUUAAGCCCCGCCCCCAGUGCCAGUUUGGCUCCGCCCCAAUUUUGCUUAGCUCAGCCCUCCCUCCGUGCGGCCAGUUUAUCAGCUGUUUGCUUGUGUGAGCUGUACUGGCCGCACGGCACCCUAACUACCAUGGGGCACUGUGCGGCCACAGCUCACACAGCCCCCUCCACCCAGGGCCGGUGCAAGGAUUUUUGCGCCCUAGGCAAAAGUAAAGUUUGCCGGCCCCCCCAUGUGACAUCACAAUGCCCCACCCAUAUGAUUUGCCAUGUUAACUAACGCCAGUGCUGCAGUGCCGCCGUGUUUACAUUAAAAGGCCUGCAGGGACAGGCUAUAGACACCAGAACCACUACAUUAAGCUGAAGUGGUUCUGGGGACUAUAGUGUUUCUUUAAUGUGAGGUAAAUUAGAGCUUAGUGCCACGAAUAAUAUACUAGAUUGCCUACUUACAACCAGAUGAGGAUGAUGAUGGGCUCUAGCUGCAGUCUGGCUCCACUGGUCUGGUGUAGAACAGGCUCUCUGGAGGCAGUUUGUAACUGUGGUCACAAAAAUCAAUGUUCUGGGAGAACGGGAAGCAGCUCCAUUUUUUGGGGCACUUUACACAGCUCAAGGUCUGGGUCCGAGGGUCCACCUUCAUGUUCCACCAAUUAGUUUGUUCACAAGGGGUGGAGUGUGUAGGGGAUAUCCUGAUAUGUGUGUAAGGAAUGCAUUGUGUGAAAUUGUGUUUGUAUGUGUAAGGGCUGCAAGGUGUGUUUCUGUGUAUGUAUGGGAUGCAUUGAAUGUGUGUAAGGGGUGCAUUGAGUGUGUGUAAUGAAUGCAUUGUGUGUUUCUGUGUGUGUAAGGGAUGCAUUGUGUGUAACGGUUGCAUUGCUUGUGUAUGUGUGUCUGUGUGUGUAAUGCAUUGUGUGUUUUUCUGUGUGCAAGGGGUGCAUUGUGUGUAUGUGUGUGUGAUGAAUGUCAAUCUCUCCCCCCUCCCAAUCUUUCUUUCUCCCCCCCUCCUCCUAAUCUUUCUUUCUUUCCCCCCCUCCUCCUAAUUUCUUUCUUCCCCCUCCUCCCCCCCUCCUCCUAAUUUCUUUCUUCCCCCCACCUCCUCCUAAUUUCUUUCUCCCCCACCUCCUCCCCCCUCCUCCUAAUUUCUUUUCUCCCCCCUUCCUUCCCCCUUCCCCCACAUUUCUUUCACCCCACCUCCUCCUAAUUUCUUUCUUCCCCCACCCCCUUCUCAUCCCCUUAGUACGCCACUGCUGAUGCUGGAUGUCCUCAUGCAGACCUGUCUCCCACACUGUUACUGGUCUGGCGAUUUGCAUGCCCCUCCCUUCACUCCCUCUAAUCACAUCAUCCUUUUAUACUAUUCCUAGGGUGGGCCCUCUUUAUUACAGGCCUACUGCUUCGUCGGUUCCGGCACACCACAACUGACUUUUCAGAUAUGAUGUGUUACGUAUAUACUACUAUGUCACUCAUUACGGCAUUAUGCCCUGAACACAAAGUUAUAUCAUGAAUUGUAGUUUGUUUUCCUGUGUCACUAUCAGGGUUUUUACUACUGAGAAUUCAAAGUCAAUAUCAUAUGUUAGGCAUAGGCAAGAUAGCCAGGGAAAACUAAACAAACUAGUGAAUAACAGUAUCUCAUUCUAUGUGAGUUUGUAAUUCUAAUUUAUGAUCUAAUACCUCGUUAUUUCUGUUUAAUCACUAUAAUUUAAAGUUCUGCAUUCAUUUAAAUCAUGCUAAAGUAUUUUGUUCAUCAAACAUGACUGCCAGAACAAUCACAAUGGACUCACAGCAUAAGUGCUUACUUGCAUGUGAUUCUUCAGAUAUUCUUAUUCCUUCCAUAGUUUAUUCCAGAGUCAGCUCGAUUCAAUGUUUCAGUUGGAAAUCACCAGGCAGCCACAGAUACUUUACAAAGAAUAGCCAAAAUAAAUCGUUCAAAAAUGCCAGAAGGAAAAAUCAAUGAACCAGUAUCGGUAAGAAAUAUUCUUAUAAAUGGUAAUAUACAUAACAGCUUUUAUUGAACUCUUGAUGGAAGCUUCUAUGAUAAAUGCAACUAUCUUUAUUCGCUGUCCAAACUUGCAGUUUACUAAAGAAAACGGAGACCUUCAGCUAUGUUAGUUUGUGUGUGUUAUUCCAUACGAUUUCUGUGUCUCCAUGUGGAUGUUAAAAUGGACCAACUUUUUUCAAUGCACAAUCAUCCCAAUGCAGAAUCAUCAACAUUUAUUUUAUUUUUUUAAAGCACAGUAAUUAAAAUAUAUGGAGUGCUGUUGUAUAUUUUAUUAGUUUGUUUGAAAAAUAAUAGCCUUUUUUUAUUCCAGGAGAGUACUGGCAGCUUUUGUGAUCUCAUACACCCUAAAUAUAUUCGGACAUCUCUACAAAUAUGGGUCAUCUGGUAAUUAAAUAAGUAUACUUUCAACAAACUAAACAUCAGUUUAUCAAAAAGUCAUGUAUCUGGAGAUGCUGUUGGACUGGGGGAGAUUUACUUAAAUGUGAAAAGAAUGAAAGGUUUAUUUAUUAGAAAUUGUCAAAUGUAUGGUCAGAAUAGCCUAAAUGGAAAACAAUAUCCAAGUCAGAUAUAUUUCAAUUUUGGAAUUAAGUAGAAUUUUUUUUAACUGUUUGCGGUACAUUUGGAAAUGGCUUCACGCCAGAGUGUUUGUUAUUUUUGCCUUCUUUUGGAUCAACUACAGAUGUGUGUAUUGUUCAACUUGAUGGACUUGAACCUUUUUCAACCUAGAUUACAAUGUUACUAAUGUAGAGUCAGUAUUACGCAGAGUUAUACUACACAUACAAUAUAUGACAUUCAGUAUGAAAACAUUCCCUACUAUUAUUGAGUUAAAAUGUUUGAGUACAUCCAUUGCUAACAGAUGCAUAAAAUUCAGCAUAUAGCCAUGACAUCUUCAUUGACACAAAUUGGCACCACAAUAUAUCAGAGUCUUUUAAUGUGGUACUGUCAUAGGAUGCUACCUUUGCCACAAGUUAGUUCAAGAAAUAAGUCUGCCCCAAUCAAUUAUAAGUGCUAUUAUUAUGAAGUGGAAUCAUCUAGGAGCAUGAACAUACGCACAGCAUGGGGAUGCCAAGUGCUGGUGCAUAGCAAGGAAAAAUCACCUAUCACCUGUUGCAUCACUCACUAGAGAGUUCAAAACUGCCUCUAGAAUCUACAUUAGCAGAAGAGCUGUGCAUUGGGAGCUUUAUGAAAUGGGUUUCAUGACCAGGCAAGUAUACACAAGCAUCACAUCAAGGUGUGAAAAGCCAAGAAUUGGCUGAAAUGAUAUAGAGCCUGUACUGCUGGCUCUAUACCAUUUGGAAUAAUGAAUCAUGCUUCACUGUCUGGUCAUCUGAAUCUGAGUGUGGUGGAUGCCAGGAGAAUGCUUCCUACUGGAAUGCAUAGUGCCUCCUGUAAAUUUGGGAGGAGGAGAGAUAAUGGUUUAGGGCUGUUUUUCGGGCUUUAGGCUAGACACCUUAGUUUCAGUGAAGAGUCAUCUUUAUAUUUCAGGAUACAAAUACAUUUUAGGCAAUUAGGCACUUCUCACUUUGUUGCAAGAGAUUUGGGGGUCCUUUCCCGUUAAAAACAGAAAGCUGAAUUGCUUGAUCUUCUCCAUACAGAAGAAGAAAGAUGCCCCAAUCCAAAGAUCAGGAUAAAUUACCUUUAUUCCAAUGAAGAGGACAUACACUAGGAUAUACAGGAGGGAGCAAAGGAACCACCUUACCUGUUCCAGCUUGACAGUUCCCCUGUGCAUAGAGCAAGGUCCUUGAAGAUAUGGUUUGACAAGUUUGAUUGGGAGGAACUCAAGUGACCUGCACAGUGACCUGACUUCAACUCUAUUGAGCACCGUUAUUAUAAAUUUGAAAUCUAGCUGUGUACCUCACCUCACAUAUGCUCUUGACUGAAUGUCCCACAUCCCAAAAUCUUGUGGCAGCUAGUAUAGCCGCAAAAGGGAAGCCAACUCCUUAUUAACCCCCAUGAUUUUGGAAUGUGAUGCCCAACAUACUUUUGGAUAUAUAUAUAGACCUAGUAAUAUAUAUAUAGACGUAGUAAAUAUAUUUAGAGACCUAGUAAGGACCUAAGCUAUAACACAGAUAUAUAGUUUUGGUAAAAAGUUGAACGGUGUCACAUAUAUAAAAAGCUAGUUAAUAAUCAGAAUGUUAAGCAUUCGACUUGUGCACAUUCAGUUAUUAUUAUUAGUAGUAGUAGUAUGUAUUAAGCGCCAACAAAUUCCGUAGCGCUGUAUAAUGGGUGGACUAACACAGCCGUAUUUGUAACCAGACACGUUUGACGCACAGGAGGAACCAAGGGACUGAGGGCCCUGCUCAUUGAGCUUACAUGCUAGAGGGAGUGGGGUACAGUGACACAAAAGGUAAGGGUAGAAAAGUAGAUUGCAAGGAUAGUAUUCACUGAGGGCUUAGUGUUUUGUUUUGAUGACAGUUUCAGGAGAGGAAUCAGUUAUGAUGAACUAAUCAAAUUAAUUUGGUAAACCACAAACUAAUUGAUUUGUUCAUCCAACUAUUAACACGCUUUUGAUUCUGAAAAACAUUUCUGCACAAGUUUAUUGAGCAUUAUUAACAACAUAAUUUUUUUUUUUUAAUUUGUAUUUUAUUGAAUUUCGUGCUAAAGAGCAGACAUUCACAUCAGUGUAUGAUAAUUGAAAAUAAUACAUAACACAUAUAACAACACUGGACACAUACUCUGUUUGUGUUACAACCUCUUUUGCAUUUUCUUAAUUAAUUGUAUUUGCUUAAUUAAUGUGUGUCAUGUUUCCCUUGUCACCUCAAGCUUGGGGAUGCUGGCCUCGCCGUGUGGCAGUGUUGUUGCCUGGUGGUCAGGUGUAUGGGUUUUUGGUUGAAGUAACCCUUUAACCAACUUGUUUACCGUGUUACUCCCGCCAUCACACUAGAAUGAUACUUUUUUUUUUUUCCCAGAGCCAUCUUGCUUUUUCACUUGCUUGUGAACUCUCAAUGGAAGGGAAAAGUUAGAGAAAUUUGUAUAACAACCACACACUUCACUUUACAUCAGGCACCUUUUAUUUGUAAACAAAAUGCAUGAUGUGUUAGUAAAAUGUAAAGAUCCCAUCUUUAGUAUAUUCACUGAUGUAACGUUCAACUCCUUUUUAAAGAUUUUUCAUAGACGAAUGCAAGAUCUUGAAAGUCUCGUUAGAGUUGAUUGACACAAAUUCUACAGCAAAAGUUAAAUAUAGUUUUGCAUCAUGUACCAAGAAAAAUGUAUGUCUUUUUUCAGGCUUGGAAUAUCUUUUGCCUAUUACGGGGUCAUCCUAGCAAGCUCAGAGCUUUUGGCGCGCAAUCUACUAUGUGGCACAGGGAAUAAAGCAGAGGAGGAAGUAUUACAGGAAGCCAAAACCCCCUGUUACUGUCAUAUGCUUAGUCCUUCUGACUAUCAAACCAUGAUUAUCAGCACUGUUGGAGAGAUUGCAUGUAAGUCAGUCUUUGGGAAAUAGUACAUCAGACAGGAGCCUUAAAUUAUUAAAACAUUAUUUAUGUACAGACAGCAAUCAGGUAGGAAAAUGCAUUAUCGUUUAUUGUUAUCAAUAAUAAUUCUAACAGCAUAAGAAAAAGAAGACAUUUCAGAGAUGUUUUUAAACUACCCAAUCUCAGAAAGAAGUUGGUGCAAUAACUAUAAUAUUUCAGUAUUGCCCACUGAAUUUCCUGGGUUAGUCACUAAAGUGAGAAUUGCUGAGAAUUGAAACUGAAUUUCCAAUUAAAAGCCAAAGUAGCAGAAUUGGUAGCGUAGCUGACUUAGUUAUUUUCAAGUUAAAUUCCACUAUUUUGGCCUUAAUGUUAAAUUCCAGAUAAAUAUCACAUUAGUGAAUAACCCUCUUGUAAAGGUUAUAGACACAUACCUCCCAACAUUCAGGAUAGGGGGCAUUCCAGAGACACCACCUUCAUCACUGGCAAAGCCCAAAAUUGGCAGAUUUUCCCACAUUUACAUCUCCAAUGAUACUGUGGCUAUAAUUGUAGUUCACUUAAAACGUAUUAUGUCAAUUGGUCUUCAGCAACUGUUAUUUAAGAGCAUACUUCCCUACCAAUAUCUAAACUUUUUUUAAAAAUCAGUUAUUUGUUAUCGUUAAUUUAUGUAAGGCUGUUAUCUCACUAAUUCCAGAAAAUGUUUAACCCUCUCAUUUUUGCCCCUGACGACGGCGUGAGAGCACACUGAAACACGUGUCGGACAUAUGUCACACACUUUUUAUUUGACACUACAUGGGUAGUACAAUGGGCACCUUGUUUUAGGUCUAUUCUGCUUAUAAAUGCAAACAAAUGGUGAGCCGCGCUUAGCAAUUAAAAAGGAUUAUACAUACAAUCAACGGAGGAGGACAAUUGUGAGACGUAUCUUUAACAAAGAAAUGUACAAUAGUAUAAUACUGUAAGAAAUGCAGUAGUUAUAAAGACAGUGCCAAUAGACUUUCCAGAGCUUCAAUUAAUUCUAAUAUUGCACGCCAGGACGGAACAAUCCCCGUCCAAGGAUAUGAUGUCACUACUCUCCUCUUUAGGGAGGAAUAUUGGGAUUCUUUUUCUAUUGAACUAAUUUAGGGUUAUCCCCUGCUAGGGAGCAUAGUAUAUGUGAUUUUCAUGAGGCGGGACCUAGUGUAACAGGUAGGCACUGAGUCUCCUCUCUACUAUAUCCAUUAUUAUUUAAAAUUUAAAUGUGUUUUUACACUGCUAUUUUUACCUAAAUUGUUCAAGUAGUGGUCAAGUUCACCACAAACCACUGUUUAGUAAAAGUCCCUUUAAGCAACAGCAGCUCAUAUUCACUUCACAAAUGUAUACCAUAAAAGUUUCAAGUAGUUUGACAUAGCAAAUAAUAUUUUUUCUAUUCAUACAGUAAAUCCUUUUAACAUACUGUGCAUUAACCUUCUUGGACGACGUUGGACACUUGGCAUCACCAUGACCACAACAGGAAUCUUCUUUCUGCUCCUUAACAUCUGCAUGUCACGGUGAGUGUAUUCUGCAAAGAUUGGAGAAUGAAAGAAAUGAAAGUAAUGAUAUCUACUAACAAUGGUCAAAAUUCAGAACAUUAGUUUUGUGCAUGUGGCAUUUAAGUUUAGACAAAUUUCAUCUAAGCGAUUGAUUCAGGAGAAACAAGAAACGGUUGUCAACCGAGCAGGCAGAAUAGUCACACAGGACAAGCAAAAUACACAGAUAGAUAGUACUGGACAAUGUACAGAGAAUGAGCAAUGUCAAGAUACAAGUCAAAUAUCAGGGAAUGUAGAGGUACACAGAAUCAAAAAAACAAGCCAGUGGUCAGGAAUACGGAAAUCAGAUUGGUUGAGACAAGCAGGGAUAAAUAAAACUUGCAUCAAGCAAUUAAGGAAUGUAAUCAUAUGUCUGGGGUGUCAUGAAGUGGACAUGGCUUUGUGAUACCAUAAAAUGGGGGCUAAAGCAUCUUGCAUCAGAAAAGCGUUUGAGAGAAACUGAUUUGGUGCCUACUCUGGGAGAUAAGGGCACCAGGUGAGUGGAGUAGCGCAAGGGUUUCCAUCCUUGCAUGGGGCCAUGCCAAUUAACGGUUCUGGGGCCCUAGGCUAUGUCCAGUUGGUAAGAAAGACCCCCUUUUACAGGUAUUAUAUGUACUUGGUCCCCUCUUACUAAUGUUAGGGUGAGGAGGUAUGUUGGAUUUUUUGGUAAUGUUGGAUGGGGGCUUGGGUUCACCCAGCCACUUGGGAGCAGACACAGUUGGCCCUGACUUUGGGGGAUGGACAUGCUACUGGCCAUGCACUCUAUGUUCUAAUAAUCUCUGCCACUCAUGUGGGACAGUGGCAUAUCCCCCCUACUCUUUGGUUAUUAUAGUAUUAGAUCCCAUUCUUGGGCAUAAUUCAGACGAAUCAUGAUUGCCAAAAAUGUGGAUGAAUCUCAAUUUGUCCAAUACCAAAUGAACAAAUCCGUUCUGGCUUGAUAAAGGCCUUGAGGUGGGGUCGAAACGUUCCACACAGGUGGAAUAAAUCUUUAUUUAUUUUGGUGUUGUGGCUCCUUAUUGUUUUUUUAUGCGGUUCUGGAUUUGAGCUGCUAGUUGUGGUUCUCAACUUCUGCAACCUGGGGUCAAUGGGUUGCAUCAACUGAAAACAUGCUGUUCACUGCUGAAUCUCUGUCCAGAGCAACAGGUGAGAUGUGAAUGCACAUUAUAUUUUGACAUCCCCAUCUCCCCCCACACAAACUACAGCCACAAUUCCAACUAAACACACACUGCAUCUCCUUUCUUACCAAACACAAACUACAACCCCUAGCCCCAACACACAUUAUAGCCCCUAUGCAAACCAAACACAAACUACAGCCCCUAACCCCCAACACACAUUAUAGCCCCUAUACCACCCAAAUACACACUAAAACCCCUAUCUACCUUAUUCAAAUGUACAUACACAUACUACACAAUAAACAGCUCCAUCCAUACACACACAACCCUUCUAAAACCUCCCUUCCACACACACACACACAACCCCACAAGCAGCCUCACCUAACAUUCACAACCUCACAAACAGCCUGGCCAGAAAAAAGAAAUACACCAAACACGUCCUAUUUACCCAUCCAAUAGCAUACACCAAACUUUUUUGCAUAUGUGUAUAUAUGAAGCUACUGGAGAGAAAGGGUUCAUUGAGAAAACUAGACAGCAAGAAAGGUAAAUCCGGCUAGCGUGAGGAAACUAAAUGCACGGCUCUCUCCAAUUAGAGAUUUAACCCCUUUUGGUAUUUAAAGGAUAGUUAAUACAAAAAUGUGAAUCCUUUGCGGUAGUAACAUCACUGCAAAUUUGUGAUUUCUGUUGGAAAAUCAAGUCUUAUGGCUUCACUGGUGUGUAGAUUUUUUAUUAACAUUGUAUUAACUAUCAACAGACUUCAGAUGGAAGGGGUUUUUAAUCACAAUUUUUUUCCCACCAUAACUUUUUUGGUUUUUGCUUCGCAAACGUUGGUGGCUGUGUGAUUUAAGAUUUACAGUAUAACUGAUUGUGUAAUACUAUUUACUUCAUUUUAAUUUAUUAAUUUUUGGGGACUGUUAGUGUUAUGGUUUAGGCUCUCUGCCUUCCUUCUCCCUCUGGGAUUGUAGGGAGUUAAUUUUCUCUCUCCUACUUUUUCCCUCUGGGGUUCAGUCCUCUCUGCUUUUCACCCAUUUUCUGACCGCACGGGUAUUGUACUGCUCGGGGGUUUCUGGAGCCUGAGCCCCGGGACCGCGGAGUAUGUCUCCAGCGGUCCAGUGUGUGCUUCCUCCUCCGGUUGCGAGGUGCUCGCGAUCGAGCGCACUACCUGCCGACCGGAACUCCCUCACGUGGCCGCCGGUCAUGGCCAGCUCGAUCCGCGGACCGCGUGUGUCCGUCGGGUGGAGGAUGGAGGGCUGAACACUUGCCCCCUCUCCCGCCCGUUAGUUAAAUCCGUUCCCAUUCGCACGUGUGUGCUGUCCUGCAGUGGGGUUCCCAUACUGAUAAAGACCGUGGCCUGAGUCCUAUCUAUAUACUGGUGGUUUGGGGGUGGUAACACCCCUUACUUCCCUACAUUUAACCCUAGCACUACUGUGAGGCUGCUGGUGUUGGACAUGUAUCAGUAAUAACAGUGGCUGUGUGGAUUAUGUCUGCAUGGUUGUAUAUGUCACAGGGGUUAUUUGUGCUGAGGGUUAUUCACUGCUGAGUUUCUACACCAGCAUUUAUGUGCCCUAGGGGAGUUUUCACUGUGUCCCCACUGUACUAUAUCUGUGACCUACAUUGGACUUUAGCAUGGGUCUGUCAGGAUCCUUAUUUUAUUAAAUAGGAGCGCUCCAGUAUCAGUGACCCCUAUACUGUCUUACACCACUCAUAUGUGACCUGGCCUGCUCUAUCUGUGUCACAUGUCCUGGCCUGCUAUGUCUGUGCCCCUAUGACUGGCCUGCUGUGUCUGUGCCCCUAUGACUGGCCUGCUUUGUCUGUGCCCUAUGACUGGCCUGCUUUGUCUGUGCCUAUAAAAUUGGCCUGCUCUGUCUGUGCCAUUUUGACCGGCCUGCUCUGUCUGUGCCCACUGACUGGCCUGCUCUGACAGUGCCCUAUUGCUGAGCCGGUGCUUGUCCGUGCCUAAAUCCUUAUGGCCGCUGGCCUAGGAUAUUAUCUGGGGAGAAUUUUAUACUGGGGUCCGCUGUGACCAUGCUGUAGACACUGGGAAUUGUAUCCACAUACAUUGCUACCAUAAUAACUUGGUGACACCUGUCAUUUCUACCCCCAGGGUCACGCUACGGUCAGGAUAUGGACGCUCCGACCCAAGAGAGCAUGCAGGUGAUGAUCAACGCUGCCGUUGCCACUUCUGUGGAGAAAGCGCUCUCACACGCUCUACCCCAGUCAUCCCAAGAUAGGGAUAUUUCGGAGACUCAGCGCAUGCUGAUAGAUUGCGGCCCUGACUCACUGGACAGAGACCAGUCACGCGCAUCUAAGCGCUACUGGAAGGGUGAAUGCCCUGAGCCAGCUACCUGGAAGGGUAAGGCUCCUGCAAAAUGACCCAGGUGGGCGACCGCUUCAUCUCCGACACGCCCAAGAUUCUUCCCCGAAGAGGAGGAAGAAUUCACUCUCCCCGCACCCCUGUCCAUCCUGGAUGAAUGGCGGGCGGAUCAGUCCCCCUCGGAGGACGAAGGCGAGUGGGGUGGGGAAGAACCGGAGGAGUUGGUGUACCAACAGGACGCCGGUGAAACUGCUUCACAACACCUACACUCCUUUGGGGAGGACGUGUUCUUGGAUGCAACGGGCGAACCCUUAUUCGACCCGCGCACCAUCCGGCACCCCCGGUUUUCUGAGUGGUCCCUACCCGAACAUCUGGCCCAGUUCGUCCAUUAUUGGGUUCACAGACCCCUCGAUUGGGCAGUUUGGAAGAGGUUGAGGGCGGAGUGCCCCAGAUCCACCUUACCAGACAAGGUCGCUAUGACGCCCGAAUUCGACCCAAUGGUCUCCACCUAUUUGGCCCGGACCGGUCGCGAUCCUAAGAAAGGGGUCAAACGCAGCCUCCGCCUUGCACAAGAUAAGGUGCUUGACAUGUUGGGGCCGUUGGCCCGGAUCCUUACCAUGUCGGAUGAGACUAUCUCACAAGGCCAUCAGAGAUUGGACAUUAAGCUCCAUUUGCCUGCUGGGCAACUACAACGUGGCAUUAUGCACGGAGCAGAGGAAGGUGGUCCUCAUGCGCAUGUACGCUAAAUUGUUGGAGUUGGGGUCCAAGGAGCUGGGACCGUUGACCAAAGGACUACUAUAUGGGGAGCCCUUCAUCAAGGAGCUCCAGAGGCAUGUUAACCUCUAUUCUACUCUAAAUAAGGUGCAAUAAUCAAUGAGGAGAGUGUUCCGCUCUCAGACCUCUCGUGUUUUUGGCAGGGCUGGAAGGCAGCGGGGUCGUGCCUCCAGUCGCUUCUGGCCUUCCAGCCACCGAGGAUCCCGGACACCAUCCUUUUUUCCCCAGCUACCGCUCUGGGUCCUUCACCUCCUGGAGGUUGGACCGUGGCAGAGGAAACCGGGCGCAUGGACGAGGCAGAAUGCCCACAGGUGAGACAUAUUACACCGCAUGUUUUUCCCAGGCCUUUGCAUGCCAGCAGGUUAAGUUUUUGUCUCUACAGGUGGCGGGACAUUUCUUCGGACGCAUGGAUACUCCAAACGGUCCGAGGUUACGUUAUAGAUUUCCAUUCACCGCCAGUCCAGGAGAUAUCCCCCCAGACUCCGGUAUCGUCGAGAGAACUACAGGUCCUGGUGGAUGCCGAAAUACAGGCCUUAUUCGACAAAGGGGCAGUUCAGUGGGCGCCAGACGAAGAAGGCUUCUUCAGCUCCAUUUUUCCAGUCAGGAAGAAGACAGGAGAUUUCCGUCAGGUUAUAAACCUGAGGAACCUGAACACCUUCAUUUCCUAUCAACACUUCAGAUGGAGGGCAUCCAUCUAUUAAGAGACUUACUGCGCCCAGGGGAUUGGUUCACUUGCCUAGACCUAAAUGACGCAUAUCUAUCCGUUCCGGUGGAAUCCAGUUGCCGGCAAUUUCUACGCUUCAUUUGGAAAGGGAGGCCAUGCCAAUUCACCUGCCUCCCCUUCGGCCGCAGCUCGGCACCAUAGUGUUUCACCAAACUGUUAAAACCGGUAACAGCAUGCCUGCGCUCCAGGGGCAUUCGAUGCCUGAUAUAUCUGGAUGAUUUACUUCUUUUCUGCGAGGACGCCUCCAGGCUGAAAUCUCAGACGUCUACAUGGUCUCCUUGUUCAAAUCCCUGGUGUUUGUGGUCAACCAAGAGAAGUCGACCCUCACGCCUAUGCAAGUAGUUCAGUUUUUGGGAUUCGAAAUAGAUGUGACUCAAUGCAUCCUACGCCUCCCUCAGACCAAAAUCACGCCCAUUCAGAGAGAUCCGACGGAUCCUGCGCCAAGAAAUGAUCCCACUCAGGGUCUUGGCAUGAGUGGCUGGCCUCUUGUCCGCAUCGAUCCAAGCCAUCUACCCGGGUUCCCUUCACUACAAGGCCCUGCAGCGCCCGAAAGCGUGCUUCCCAUGCCAGAAACCAUUGUACAGCCAACUGAUUUCCAUCACGCAGGAAGUCAAGACCGAACUUCACUGGUGGCUGUUACACAUGUCAGCCUUGAACGACAAGGCGAUUUUCGGACCGACCCCGGACUUUGUCCUAGAAUCGGAUGCAAGCCUAUGGGGCUGGGGAGCGACCUGCACAACCGCCUCCACGGGAGGUCCCUGGUCAAGCACGGAGGCAGGAUAUCACAUCAACUGCCUGGAAAUGAUUGCGGGCUCAUUUGCUAUAUGCAGCCUUGCGGUGCAGUAUAUCAACCGUCUGGGAGGGGCCCGCUCACGGACACUGACUGAAGUCACAAAGGAGAUUUACAACAUUUCCCUUCAGCGCAAUAUCUCUCUCCAGGCAGAGUAUGUUCCAGGAGUGUCGAACCUGACGGCAGACUGGUUCUGCAGACACUGGAGGGAUGCCAGCGAUUGGCAGCUACAUCCACCAGUCUUCCUCAAAGUGGCGCGACAAAGGGGCCCAUUCACAGUGGAUCUGUUCGCUUCCAGAAUGAACUUCCAGAUCCACUUCCAGAAUUAUUUCAGCUGGCUCCCGGAUCCGACGUGCGCAGCAGUGGAUGAUUUCCUUCAGGACUGGCUGUAACGGAUCGACGGGUACCCCGAGUGGGUAACUCCAUUGAAGGAUGCUUCUAGCGCUUCCUGAGGACUCCAAGCACUGCAGCAGACACCAUAACCACCGUAGACUCCUCCAGAGAGCAAGGCAGGAACAAGCUCUUACAAGAGCUUAGUAGUGAUUUAGCAAGGGAGUAUGACAAGCAUAGCAAUCCCUUGUAGCAGAUUCCCCCAAUAAGAGACAGGACUCAGAUUGAGGGUGAAGUAGAACUGACUGUACUGGCACAUACAGCCUCUUUUAUUUACAAUCCACAAACAUAGUACUGCCCACAGGGUUUUGAAAUACAACCAAUCAAUCCGUACAAUACACACAGACACUCCCACACAAAAUCCUCCCCUCUGCCUGUGAUAUGAUUACUGAACACAAUGGUUACUAUAAUUAUCACAGGCAGAGAAAUACAGUUUUUAAAAAAUAUUAAUAACUUCAAAAAUAUACAUGCCACAAACAUAAAAAUUACAUAUUAGAACUCAGCACACUUUAAUUAUAAACAUAUCCAAAAGUGAACCAAUUCUAUGCAGGGGAUAAAAGGUUAGCUGGAGGUCCCUUUUUGAUCGACCGCAAGCACAUUUUCAUGCCCAAAACAGUUCCAUAGAUUUGGGCUGUGCGGUCGGUCUAUUUCAGGCUGAAAAAACGACUAAGUCCCAUCGCCGCUCAGCGGUGUUCGCGGAACUGUGUAGCCGAUUUCAGUUCCAUGAAUUUGGCUACACACACCGCUGACCGCAUUGAAUAAAAAAAGAUGGACGCCGCCACAUGUUCGUUUGCGCGAACGGUGGCCCACCAGCAUUCGGCAAUUUACCUACAGCAGGCUCCCAGCCUGGGAGGUAAAUUGAUACCAGAAAGUUGGAGUGCGCUAGCAACUGCACUGGAGUCAGGAUAUAGUGCAGACUAUCUGUAUAUACAGGGUAUGCAAAAUUAAAAGUAUAUCUGGGGAUCAACUCACAUGGACCAGAGCCCUAUCACGCCUGGCUCUGGGUUUGAAUUGCUCCAAUGGAGAGGGAUAAACCCACAGUAUAGCAAAACAGGAUACUCUUCUGAAUCAGAUGUAAUAUCUAGGCAGUAUAAACAAAUAGAGAGGCAGGAGCCCAAAUUGAAUAGUAUCAAACACAGUAUUUAUUUAAACAAAAGGUUAAAAACUCUUACUUGAAGUAGUGGGUUUGCCAGCAAUAAACCCAAACAAGUCUGGGGACACUGGGGACACAGUUUUAAAGGGGCCUUGUCCCAAAUAGGUCUGGGGACACAGAUUUAAAGGGGGCAUUGUCCCACAUUUUCGCCGUGCCCCAAAAUGGUUCUUAAAGGGCUAGCAGCACCAUACAAAUCCAAUAUACCCAAAUAUUGUACUUAAAGGGCCACAUCUUCCCGGGACCAUAAUCACUGGGUAUGAGGCGGGCCAGCAGCCCCCUCCAAGAAUACAUGGCAAACUCCGUUAAAGGGGCGAGUUUGCUACAUUUCUCCCCUUUCCCAUUGAGACUAUCCAGACUCUGGACCAGCUGUCCAGCAUCGCUGUGGGCCAGGUACAGAGACCUGGGUCCCAUCUGUACUGUCCGGGGGUUCCGUAUCUCCCAUUGGUGGGAUACGCUGUCGCUGGGGAGAAGGGGUAACAGGCUCCUCUCCCUGCAACACUCCCUCUCGCUGGAGGGGGGACCGAUUGUCUCCCUUUUCGAUAAAUUGUCCUCCUGUUGGGAAGUGAGAUCAGCCGUCUCCCCUUCCAAUAACAUGCUCAGCCGCUGGGGAGUGAGACCAGCUGUCUCCCCUCCCUGUAAGUGUCACAUCAUGCCUUGUUCUGCGGAUCAGUCUGGUGAUGGCUUCUGGUAUCCAGUACUCUUUUUACAAUUCUUGUGUAGUUUUUCUUGGUUUUUUGGUUUUCUAUUCCAUGUCUGGUUUUCCUUAUGCUGGGUUUUCUGGGUUCAUUCCAUUAUUACGUCCCUGGAAUUCCCAGUUUCCUGGAUUCAUUUAUAUGUUUGUUUUAUGUUGCCACACCCGUUUGUUUUCUAUUUUACUUUUGUUUCAGUCUGGACCUGCAGCAGUGGUUCAAGUCUCUGCCCUUUCUUGCAGGUAAGUGCUAUUGUGGUUUAGCGAACAUUAGGCAGUGUAGGACCUGCCGAAUAUGAGGUACAUUGGCGUUGUGGCAGGCUUAUGCAAAGUAUGAUUAUAUAAUGUAACUAAAUCCCCAUACUUUUCAUAUAUAGUGCUUAGUUAUGUCUCCUCUUGUUCUGCCUAUUAUAUCUUGUCUUGUUUUAGUUUGUAUUCCCAGUCCAUGUACAGUCCUGUCCUGCCCCUGUUUAGUUAAUGUUCCCUUAUGUAUUGUGUACAUGUUCUGGGUAUAGCUUCCUAUCCUUCUCUGGUUCUGGGUUCUCCUAGUUCUGUCUUGUUUUCAUGUUUGGUGACUAUCCUAGCCUUGUCUUGUUUCUGUACUGGAAACAUUCUUGCUGCAGAGCCUCCCUAUUCAGCUCCUGGGAGAUCUGCUUAUUUCCUGCUCCUAGUUCCUAGGAUCUGCAUAAGCUAAUCAGGGUUCUGGUAUGUGGCUGCACAAACACUGGUGCUCAACACCAGGGGGCGUGCGGUUACCCUGCACCAGACCCUGCUAUUCCUCCUCCACACUAUGACUCCUACACUUAUCAUCAGGCAUACUGGGUCCCGGUCCUCGCACCGCCGCCCGGACAGUGUCUGGAUCCCGGGCACCGGACCACCACCCAUGACAGUAAGACACUUUACCGCUGGGGAGAGAGACCGACUGUCUCUUCUCCCAGUAGCACCUGCUGCCGUGGGGAAGUGAGACCGAUUGUCUCUCCUUCCAAUAACAUGCUCAGCCGCUGGGGAGUGAGACCAGCUGUCUCCCCUCCCUGUAAGACACUCUGCCGCUGGGGAGAGGGACCGCCUGUCCCUUCUCCCAAUAACCCCCUUGGUUUCUGGAGAUGGAGGACAACACUCUCCUCUCCUGGUAUCACACUUGGCCGUUGGAGAGGGAGGACAGCACUCUCCUCUCCCUGGGUUGCACACUGUGGAGAGGGACUGACUGUACCUACUCUUACCAUAUCUAUCUGUGGUUGGCCAUCUGGGCCGGCUGCCCAGCAUCUUUGUAGGGCCGGUGGAGAGAUCUCUGUCUUCCCUCAACCUGUCAGCUGAGGGUCUUCCCAGGAUCAGUCGAUAAGGUCUCCCACCUCUGUGUCUGGUUGGGGGGUAGGUGGUACAGACCCCAGGUCUCCUGAUGACGGGCUUAGUUGUUGGGGAGGAGGGAUGAAACUCAACGCUCCCAACGGUGUACAGUCAAUCAGCCCCGUCAGGUUAGAAACAGGUGGUGUUACUGCAUCAAAUAAAAGGGCAUAAUCCUGUUCGAACUGCAACUGCUCUGGUGGUACCUGUAGGGUAUAGGGUGACUGACUGACUGGAGCUGAUCAGGUGCUGGUAGUCCUGCUCCAGUUCCCAUUCCUGGACAGCCAAUUCAAUCAGGUCUGGCCUUAGGUCUUCAGCCAUAGGGAGGUCCAGCAUGGCCUCUCUGUAGGCAAAUAUGUCCCAAAGUCAUGAAUCUGCCUCACUCCCAAAGUCCGGUUCUGCAAAGGCACCCCACAAUAAAGGAGGGCUAUUUGUAAUCCUUGCCCUCUGGUCUGUCGAAUUUGGCCAUUCCGGGAACACGCUGAACCGCGUACCAACGUAGCGCUUGGUAUGCAUCGUUGAUGCCCAGUUCCCUCCAUGCCAGUGAAUUAAGCUGUAUCACCAAUUCCUCCCGGGGCUGUUCUCCCAGCAUAGGCAUCCAUUCGGGCUUGUAGUCGCUGCUCCUUGCUGGGGAGACGCUCACCUCGCCAACGCUGGACACCCUCUAGGGUUUCUUCCGACAUCUCUUGUCGGGCGCCCUCUCUGCAGUCCAACCUGGUUGCCUCUACUAUUGGCUUAUCCAGUGGGGCCAAGAGGUUCUGUAACCUCUGGUUAAACUCUUCCUCCAUCUCGAGCGUUGUCCAGGGACUUGCUGGCUGUAUGCCACUCCAUAAUAAUUCUGGUGUCUCCAGGGUGCUGUUCCUCUCACACCAGGAUGCCAUCCCACCGCUGCCAUCAAUGUAACGGAUCGACGGGUACCUCCGUUGAAGGAUGCUCCUAGCGCUUCCUGAGGACUCCAAGCACUGCAGCAGACACCAUAACCACCGUAGACUCCUCCAGAGAGCAAGGCAGGAACAAGCUCUUGAAAGAGCUUAGUAGUGAUUUAGCAAGGGAGUAUGACAAGCAUAGCAAUCCCUUGUAGCAGAUUCCCCUAAUAAGAGACAGGACUCAGAUGGAGGGUGAAGUAGAACUGACUGUACUGGCACAUACAGCCUCUUUUAUUCACAAUCCACAAACAUAGUACUGCCCACAGGGUUUUGAAAUACAACCAGUCAAUCCGUACAAUACACACAGACACUCCCACACAAAAUCCUCCCCUCUGCCUGUGAUAUGAUUACUGAACACAAUGGUUACUAUAAUUAUCACAGUUAUUAUAUUAAUAACUUCAAAAAUAUACAUGCCACAAACAUAAAAAUUACAUAUUCGAACUCAGCACACUUUAAAUAUAAACCUAUUCAAAAAUCAGCCAAUUCCAUCCAGGGGUUAAAAGGUUAGCUGGAGGUCCCUUUUUGACCGACCGCAAGCACAUUUUCAUGCCCAAAACAAUUCCAUAGACUUGGGCUGUGCGGUCAAUCUAUUUCAGGCGAAUGGGACUUAGUCUCUGCAGCUGCAAAAUCAUUGUGGGAGAAGGUAAGGCUCAGCAGUGUUUGCGGAACUGUGUAGCCGAUUUCAGUUCCAUGAAUUUGGCUACACACACCGCUGACCGCAUUGAAUAAAAAAAGAUGGCCGCCGCCACGUGUUUGUUUGCGCAAACGGCGGCCCCCCCAGCGUUCGGCAAUUUACCUACAGCAGGCUCCCAGCCUGGGAGGUAAAUUGCCUGCACACUUCCAGUUCUGGGUGGUCCACCUGUGCAGUGAAUGGCUCGGUAAGCCCCAAUUACCGAACCAUAAGGGAAAAGCCAUUUAAAAGUUAUUUCCAAAGUCUGGGGAUAUUGGGGACACCAUCUUAAAGGGGCAGUGUCCCAAACAAGUCUGGGGACACAGUUUUAAAGGGGCCUUGUCACAAAUAGGUCUGGGAACACAGAUUUAAAGGGGCACUGUCCCAAAUUUUCGCCAUGCCCCAAAAUGGUUCUUAAAGGGCUAGCAGCACCAUACAAAUCCAAUAUGCCCAAAUAUUGUACUUAAAGGGCCACAUCUUCCCGGAACCAUAAUCAUUGGGUAGGAGGUGGGCCAUCAGCCCCCUCCAAGAAUACAUGGCAAACUCCGUUAAAGGGGCGAGUUUGCUACACUGGCCGUCACAGGGAGCCUAUGCAUUUGCACCGUUCACUAUGAUCUCCAGGGUCCUACUCCAGUUAUGGCGGCAACAAGUAUCGUUGGUGUUGCUGAUGUCUCUUUAGCAGGGCCAAGCCUGGUUCCCAGAAUUGCUGGAGCUGUCAUGUCGGGACCCGCUUCUUCUCCCGUCUCCACAAAUGCUCCUGUCGGAUGCAUGAGGCAACCAUCAUCCCCUCGUACUGGAAGGCCACCUCCACUUGGUGGCUUGGACUCUUUCCGGGCUACCUGGCAUGUCAAUGAGCUAUUGGGAUCAGCUAGAAACCUCCUCUGGGACUCCUGGGCCCCAGGAACGAGGAGAUGUUAUCUGUCCGCCUGGAACGUUUGGUGUCAUUGGUGCGUAGAACGGAGUAUCGAUCCCUUUACAGCACCUAUAUCCAACGUACUGAAUUUCCUUUCUCACCUCUUCGACCAAGGGAAGUCGUAUCGUUCAGUUAACGUUGCCAGGUCGGCCAUUUCAGCGGCUCAUGUCUCUCUUCAGGGGACGCCCAUUGGACAAGACCCCUUGGUUUAUAGAUUGUUGAGAGGGAUCAGACUGUCACGUCCUCCGGCUCCUAAAUAUUCAUCGCUCUGGGACGUGCACCGGGUUUUGGAUUUAAUUCAGACGUGGCCGGAGAAUCAGGACCUUUCUCUACGACAAUUGUCGGCCAAAUUUACACUUCUUUUGUGCCUGGUAUCGUUUCGUCGGGUCUCCGACGUUUGGGCUUUUGAUGUUAACGCGUUCACUUUUUCCCCAGGUGGGGUGACCUUUUCGGUGUCGAGACGUACCAAGUCCGACUCCACUGCCAUUUUCUACCCAUUUUUUCGAGAGGCUCCUAAGCUCUGUGUGGUUUCUACCCUGUCUUGCUUUGUGACAGUUACUACCCCACUUCGAAGUUCCCAAUCGGGACAACUGUUGAUAUUUUACGUACAUCCACAUAAACCGGUUUCGGAUGUUACUUUGGCUCGCUGGAUCAGGUGGCUAUUGUCGUUGGCCGGCGUGGAGUCCUCAUUUGGUGCUCAUUCGGUAAGGGGCGCAGCGGCGUCAGGAGCCCUGAUAGCGGGUGCUUCCCUGUCCGAUAUUCUACGUUCAGAAGACAGUUUUAUUUCAGACCGACGGAACAUGCAUCGUUUGCCCUACUGGCUGAGCGUUGAAACAGCAAAUAUGAAGCCUCCUGUCAUGUUAUAAAAUUGUAGAUUAUGCUAGCUUUAGUGUACCUAUAAUCUUAAUUUUAUUAAUGACAGGAGGCAAAUAUUUCCCACCCUCUUUGUUCCCGACCCUUGUUUGUAUUUUUUAUCUUGUAUGUUGAGUAUUAAUAAAGAGUUUUAUGUCUCUGGUCAGUAUUCCUUGUGAUUAUUUACCUUCUGUAUUUUUCAUUUGCCUAGGGCGGGGAUCUGUAGACUUGGUGAUUUUCUCUAUUAAUUUGCACUGGGUGGCUGCAUGUUUUUUAUACGUACAUUUCAUUGGCUAAUCGCAAUUUUCGAUUCUGUUUCUCUCGUUUCAGUGUAAAGUUCCCAGGAUGGGAUCACGUUCAGGUCUUCAAUUCGGUUGAAAAAUCCUAUGAGAGUCAUUAUUUCUGUUGGAGAUGGACUGUUCUUGUUAUGUUAUGUUUUUUCUGAUUGUGUUUAUUAUCGCAGCUUGAAAGAGGAAAUGGAAUGUUGAGAAGGGAGUUAUAUGGUCUCCUUACUGUUUUCUGAUUGGUUGUUUACUCUGUUUUUUGCUGCUGUGGAGUUCUAGUAAAGAGAGACUUAAGCAAAUAUUCACCUCCUGUCAUUAAUAAAAUUAAGAUUAUAGGUACACUAAAGCUAGCAUAAUCUACAAUUUUUCCCCACCAUAACUUUUUUGGUUGUUGCUUUGCAUUUAAAAGGAUAGACUUCAGUACAUCAUGUGUCUGACAUAUUACAUUCUUUAUACAUAAGGACUGAUAAGCAAUAUAUUGUAAGGAUUCACUGCACAACCUUUUUUUUUUUUUUUUUACCUCAGAACCAAUCUUUUGACUAUUCUUACCAAUAAAUAUAAGGAACUUUUUGAACUAUUUAUACAAUUUGGUGUAUUGCACCAAAGUUGUUUUGUAGUAUCAUUAGAGUAUAUUACCAUAUUUUAAAUUUUUGAGAGUACCAUAUCUUUAUGUAUUUCUUUUUUUGUUUUUCUAUACAUGCUUGCUGCAUGUAUUUGCUUAAAUAUCAGUUAUUGCUUUCAUGUAGAAAUUUAAAGCAACCCUAGAACAUUAUUUUCUCUCUUUCAGCACUGGUCUGAUUGCCAUUCUCUUCUGUCUUCGAGCUUUGGUAUCUGCCAACUUCAACACCAUUUAUAUUUACACAGCAGAGGUCAGUAUGUAAUAAAUAGUGAGCUGUGCCUCCAUGCCAGAAUUUUACAAUUGUCAAAUAGAAUACGUUUGGUAGCAUCUUGUGAGUACAGAAAACAGCUGCUCAAAACAACUGUGAAACCCUUUUAACACAACCGACCAAGUACAUAAACAAAAUGCCAAAAGGUGGUGCACUAAAGACACACCAAUAAUACUUAUCAAUAGCAUGUACCGCAGUUAUAAAAAUGUCAUGGAACAAUUUUGAGAGAAAAAAGAUAGAGAAAAAAAUAAAUACAAAUAAAAGAAACAUAGUAGUGCAGACCAAUACAACUCACUUAGCCAUAUAAGAAGAGGGAACUCACAUAUAGUAGAACAGAACACAUGCCUCGAGUGUCAAGUACUCUACAUGGUUGUCAUGCCCCUACUUUUAUGGUCAAAUGAUUUCACAGUGAUGUGUGCCAGUGUAAUUAAGCCCAAUUAAGCUGGCUCAACACUGUAACAGGCCCAAGUAUCAAUGUCAUACAAUAUGGAUAAUCUUCCCAGAUACACCAAAAUUCAUCCAAUUCUUUAUUGGUUCUUAUUUCACGGCACAAAAAUCCUGUCAGGAAUAUGUCUCACGUCUGCAUACUUCAAUCUACCAAUAAAAUCAUUUUGGAACGCUAAUACAUGUGGAAAGUCCCCUUAUAAUAUGUUAGCCUGGUAGACUUCCACAGCUGUGAUACAUCACGUCCUGCAUCUCCCCAUAUAAUCAACUGUUUCGAAAACUUAUCAUUGCUGGUUAACAUUAAAGGCAUUCAGUCUAAUACUAAGUGCUGUCAGAACACUCUGAUUGGCUGUCUUAGGCUAACCAAUUAGAGUGCUCUGAAUCAAGUGGCAGGGCGUGGGAAGGCUGUAUAAGCCUCCCCCUCUCUCCCCCCCCCCACUUUAGAACUCAGUCUGUGUGGAGCCCCUGGUGGGUAAAGAUGUAUUAAUUUUUAGCAUGUGGAUUUUUUUUUUUACAGUACUUUUGUUUUUUGCAAUUGGGUCUUUUUAAAAUGUUAUUAGUUUGACAGGAUUUAUGGCUUUUUAUUUGGUUUUUGGGGGGGCUGAAAAAAGGUUUUAAGAAAAAUUAAGACAUUUAAUGGUAAGCAUUAUUUUUUUUUUUUUCAUUUACAGGUUUUUACUUUAUUACCCCUCCCUAACAAUUUUUAGGGCGAAGGGGGUAAGUAGGGAUUUAUUUUACUUGUGUGGUGACUAGGGGCUUGGGGACCCAUAGUCACCUUGGGGGGGGGUAAUUUUUACAUUUAGCCCUCAACCGCCGCCAAUGAGUGGGGCGACAAUAGAUCCCCCUAAUUGUUAGGGCCCCCAUCCGCCGCUCAUGGCUGGGGACUGGGAGGAGUUAGUAUGUCCUCCUCUUUGUCACUUAUGGCCCCUACCCACCACUCAUGGGUGUGGGCAAGCGAGGUUGGAAGACAGUAGGACUUCCCCCCCACUUUGUUACUUAGGGCCCCCAUCUGUCUCUCAUGGGUGUGGGCAUUUAGUUUAAUAGCCCCCACUCGUGGGGCAUGGUCAGAGGCUCAUGGGGGACACUAUGUUCUACCUAUAGUUAUUUUAAUAGGUACCCCACCAUGGGGCACCUUCUUGGAUUAGGGAGUCGGAUGUCUUUUUUUACAGACUGCUCACUGUUUAGUAGACAUGACACUGCUCAUGGCAUAGCGAGUAGAGACAUGAGGGAAACGUCAAUCUCCUGUAUUUACUAAUACUAAGUAAUUUUUACUUAAUAUUAGUAAAGUUGGCUUAAAAAACUAUUUUGGUCUUUUGGACUUUUAGUAGAUAGUUUCGCAAUACUGCAGGAAUUUGAGAGCUAUCCUUUAAGUGGCUGUAAGAUGCAGCGGCGGCACUGACGGAUCAGAAUUUCAUUCAUUCAAAUUAAAUUUCAAACCAAACUAAAUUAACUAAUUUUGUCCUAUCACGAAUGGACAAACUGCACUCAUUCUGUUAGGAUGAAAUUCUUUGUUUUCGCCAGCAUCCUGUCUAUAUGACAGACCAUUUGAGCACGGUGGAAAGGUGAGUAUUGUGGGAAAAUUUAUUUGACCACAGGAAAUGGAGCGGACUUAGCUCCACCUUUGGUCAAAGUAGGUCAAGCAUUAGAAAAAUACAUAAGACAAAGUAGUCCUUACUAUGUCUUAUGUUUUAAAGAAAACUAGAUCAGAAAGGGAAAAAAAGAACAGAUCCUGAGAGAGGAAGAGAAGGGGAAUCAAUAGCAGAAAGGUAAGGUCAGCAUGACAGUGCCUCUCUAACAGUCCAGAACUUAUCAUAUGGGAAUUUGGUGGUUAUAUUAAUAUUCUGGCACUUGUGUGUGUGUGUGUGUGUAUGUAUAUAUGUGUGUGUGUGUGUGUGUGUGUGUGUAUGUAUAUAUGUGUGUGUGUAUAUAUAUAUGUAUAUAUAUAUAUGUAUAUAUAUAUAUAUAUAUAUAUAUAUAUAUAUAUAUAUAUAUAAUCUCUAUAUCUCACAAAAGUGAGUACACCCCUCACAUUUUUGUAAAUAUUUUAUAUCUUUUCAUGUGACAACACUGACUAAAUGACACUCUGCUACAAUGUAAAGUAGUAAGAGUACAGUCAGUAUAACAGUGUAAAUUUGCUGCCCCCCAAAAUAAUUCAACACACAGCCAUUCAUGUCUAAACUGUUGGCAACAAACGGGCUUUUAUAGUCUAAAAUUCUGAUCAGACUCAGACAACCAGUUGUUGAGGUUGAUUGGAAUUAUAUACCACAUAAGCUGUUUACCAGUUGGUUGUCUAACUAUCUCAUUACAUCAGAUGUAUAUUUUGACUCCCACUAGCCUCAGCUAAAAGCUCACUGAAUGUGAUGAGUUGGCAAGCAACUCUUUCACUCAGUUUGAAUGGACAUAAAUUUUACAAUCUGUUAUUUUUUAUAUAAUUUAGCUACACUACAAAAACAUAAUGCUACAGUUCAUGAAAAUACACACUGGUUUGUUUUAAUAUAUGAGAUUUACAAAACUUCUAAUGAGGAGUCAAAGGAGCAGUUUUCAAACCAUUUCUUAAAGACUAUUAAUUGUCCAAGUUUCACAGUUAGCCAUGUUGGAACAGAACUGGAUAAUCCUUAAAGGAGCACUAUAGGGUCAGUAACACAAACAUGUAUUCCUGACCCUAUAGUGUUAAAACCACUAUCUAGCACCCUUGGCCCCCUUUGCCUCCCUAAAGAUAGUAAAAUUGUACUUGUAUUCAAGUCUGAAGCUGCUGCCUCUGCCUGUGAACUUCAUCUGACCUCUGACAUCAUCAGAAGUGGUCGCCUGAUCCAAUCACAAUGCUUCCCCAUAGGAUUUUGGUAAUUAAUUUUUUUAUUUUAUUUUUUAAGUAUUUACAUAUUUAAUUUUUUUAUAUUAUACAUAAAUAUAUAUAACAAUUAUAUAUAUUUAAUCAGUAUCAGUCUACGUGUAAUUUGAUAUUAAUAUAUAUAUAAAAUUAUAUAUAUAAAUAGUAAAAUAGUAAAAAAAAGUUAAAAGUGUAAAAAAAAAUAUAUACUUAGAUCAUAUAUAUAUAUAUAUAUAAUACAUAUAGUUAAUACAAUGCUAAACAAAAAUCUGCACACCAGUCAAGCCAUAAGACUUGCUUUUCCCACAGAAAUCCCAAAUCAGCAGUGAUGUUACAACCGCAAAGGAUUCUGGGUGGGCAUAUGCAAAUUAGUUUAACAAAGAAUCACCUUUUUGCCUCAUUCCAUUUUAAACAUGGAUUCCUUUUAAUUUGUGUUUGCAGUAUACAACUGCUUGGAACACAAUUUAGGAUAAGAUGCAAAACCAGUGAACCACUGGUAUAUACAUACACACACGUACACUGUAUAGGUGUAUUUUACUAUUAAUAUAUAUAUUAAUAUCAAAUUACACGUAGACUGAUACUGAUUAAAUAUAUAUAUAAUUAUUGUUAUAUAUAUUUAUAUAUAAUAUAAAAAAAUUAAAUAUGUAAAUACGUUAAAAAAUAAAAUAAAAAAUAAUUAAAAAAUAUAUAGAUGUGUGUUAUUUCGUUCUGUUUUGUGAUAUUAAUAUAUAUAUAUUUAUAUCAAAAUACACGUAGAACGAAAUAAUAUAUAUAUCUAUAUGCAUAAAUAUAUACGUAUAUAUCAUUAUAUAUAUAUAUAUAUAUAUAUAUAUAUAUAUAUAUAUAUAUAUAUAUAUAUAUAUAUCUCUAUAUAUAAAUAAAAAAUAUUUAAAAAAAAUUAUAUAUAUAUAUACAUAUAUAUUCACAUACGUGUAUGUGUAUAUAUAUAAUAUGUAAUAAUUUUACAUAAUUGGGUAUCUUAAUUAAUUACAAUUAGCGGGACCUGCCUGACAACCCAUGCCGAAAGUAAAGGGAAUUUAAUUUGCUAGCACUAUAUUUAACCCUAUAACUUUCCAAGACACCAUAAAACCUGUACAUGGGGGGUACUGUUCUACUCGGGGACUUCGCUGAACACAAAUAUUAGUGUUUCAAAACAGUAAAAUGUAUUACAACGAUGAUAUCGCCAGUAAAAGUGAAGUUUUUUGCAUUUUUCACGCACAAACAGCACUUACACGGACGAUAUUAUUCCUGCGAUACUUUUUACUGUUUUGAAACACAAAUAUUUGUGUUCAGCGAAGUCUCCCGAGUACAACAGUACCCCUCAUGUACAGGUUUUAUGGUGUUUUCAAAAGUUACAGCGUCAAAUAUAAGGCUUGUAUUUAAUUUUUUUCACAUUAAAAUUCGCCAGAUUGGGUACGUUGCCUUUGAGACCCUAUGGUAGCCCAAGAAUGAAAAUUACCCCUAUGAUGGCAUACCAUUUGCAAUAGUAGACAAACCAAGGUAUUGCAAAUGGGGUAUGUCCAGUCUUUUUUAGUAGCCACUUAGUCACAAACACUGGCCAAAAUUGGCGUUUUUUGCAUUUUUCACACACAAACAAAUACUAACGCUAACUUUGGCCAGUGUUUGUGACCAAAUGGCUACUAAAAAAGACUGGACAUACCCCAUUUGCAAUACCUUGGGUUGUCUACUAUUGCAAAUGGUAUGCCAUUAUGGGUGUAAAUUUCAUUCCUGGGCUACUAUAAAGUCCCAAAGGCAACGUAACCAAUCUGGCGAAUUUCAAUUUCAAAUGUAACGUGCUAUAUUUGACCCUGUAACUUCCCAAAAUGCCAUAAAACCUGUACAUAGGGGGUACUGUUUUACACGUGAGACUUUGCUGAAUACAAAUAUGUGUAUUUUAUUGCAGUAAUAGCAAACAUUAUUAUGACAUUGACAGUUAAAAUGUCAUGUAGAACUAAAAAAAUCAAAAGAAUUCUUAGUUUAUCCCAUUUUUUUCAUAUUAAAUUAUGUUUCAUAGCUAAAUAUUUGAUAUUAAAUGAAAGCCCUGUUUCCCCUGAAUAAAAUGAUAUAUAAUAAGGGUGGGUGCAUUUAAUAUGAAAGAGGUGAAUUACGGUUGGACAGACAUGUAGCGCAAAUGCCAGGUUUUGUUUACAUUUUGUUUCGUUCACAAUGUGCACAUUUGGCUCCGUCCUUAAGGGGUUAAUGCAUUAACACAGUUUUCACACAUGUCCACCCUUUAAUACAUUCCAGGUCUACCCAACAGUGAUGCGAGCCAUAGGAAUGGGGACCAGUGGUUCUAUAUGUCGAAUAGGUGCAAUGGCUGCUCCAUUUAUAGCCCAAGUAAGAAUUAUUAUCAUUAUGUAGCUCUGAUGUGGUGCACAUUUGGUUUACAACUACAUGGUUUCUGUAUUGCUUCCAAUUAUUAGAUGUUUUGUUUGCAUCACUAUUAGUCAUGCAGAUACCUUCAUUUCUCAAAAAUGUAUUAUUCUUUUCUUGCCAACCACAUAAUUUCUAUUGUUUAUUUGCAGGUCUUACUAAGUGCUUCCAUAAUAGGUGCACUCUGCCUGUUUGCCAUUGUUUGUUUCAUCUGUGCCAUUUCUGCGUUCACCUUGCCCAUUGAAACAAAAGGAAGAGCACUUCAGGUAUGAACUGCAGAUCAUCUUUACCUACAUCCUAACAGUGGGAGUAUGCAAAGUAGGACAAGUGGGUGGGCCUGAGAAAAGGCAUCACCAGCGACGCUAGUCACUGGCGAUGCCCAUAAUGGGUGGGUCCAUCCAGAAAAAGUUACGGACCUGAAGGACUGAAGGGGCCUGUCUGGCCAGUCCCAAUCUAUUGGUCCUUGCACAGAUCGCUGAUGAAGUAUCCAAGAGCUUGUACAUAGCACGACUGAAUCUAAUGAAAUGCUUGCGCUGUGCUACCCAAGGACAGUUCCUUGAUAUCCCCAGAUGCGGGGCCCCAGGAAACUAGAUCCAAAUGGUGGCACUGGACCCUGAAAUCAGAACUAUUCUGCAAAAAUUGGGAGUGUUGGGAGGCCUUUCCUUGCUAUAUAUUGCCUUAGAUCAAGAACAGCUUUGCACUUAAGGUGAAAUUAAUAUAAAACAGGUUUAGGAGGUUUUCUAUAAGUGGAGCAAUCAGCAGGAACAUUCUCUUAAUUCCCAUGGUUAAUGUUCCACCUUUAAUACUUUACCCCAGAAUUGUAUACUCAAUUUAUGAAACUGAAAAAUAUUUUUAUAACAAUCUUUAUUAUAUAAAGUAGAUGUGUAUUCCAUCAGGCCACAGCUAUUCGUAGAGUAACCAAAAAAGCUAUUAAAGGGACAUACAUCCUUGACCAUUAUUUUUUUAAAACAGUGAGCAAAAACUUGAAACUUGUGAUAAAUGUGUGUAACACUUGGUUAGAUUCCAUUGUUGUUUACACUUCUCAGCUAAGGAAGUUUCUUCAGCUCCGGCCCCUUCCCACCCGCAGGGCUGGAGUGUGCCUUAGGUACGCCUUAGGUGCCCAGAACGCCACCUUAGGGUGCUCCACCAGGGGGCCCAAAACCUUUUUAGCGAUAAGGCAAGCUGAAGUCCUUAGGAGUCCAGAGUGUCCCUUUAAGGGCUGUUUACUUAUAGAAACCAUAGAAUGCAGGUUAUUAAUGCUGAAAUACCAUUUUGUGUUUUACAGCAAGUAAAGUAA